Podarcis lilfordi (Lilford's wall lizard) is the source of this 65976-nucleotide messenger RNA. The record is from the annotation of a GenBank genome assembly. Lineage: Eukaryota; Metazoa; Chordata; Lepidosauria; Squamata; Lacertidae.
GCGCCCGCGCGCCAAUCUCCUGCAGAAAAGCCAAGCGCGCACCCGAUAGGCAGUUUUUUUAAAAAAAAGAAAAUCGGGGCUUCCGGGGAUAUAUAGGCGACUAAAGCGCGCCUGAAAAAAAAAAUUCGCGCUCGUUAGAACGGGCAGCAGAGUUAUAAUGGGGUGCUCUGAUAACGGUGUGCUGAGCUCGCUCCGCAGUCAGAGUUCGGGAAAGCGCGAAGUAAAAACUCAGGCGCCUUGGCGGGCGCACAUAGCGGGCAGGCGAAGGACUCCCCUGUGGCAAAGGUUGGAGAGUUAGUGCCCAGGCAGCUCAGGUAGAUGCGAGUCAGGUUAGGUGCUGUGGUCCUAAACCUCUCUCUGACAUGGCAGCUGCUGAGGUCGUGGUGGUGGGAUCCUGUAUGACUGAUCUGGUGAGGUUAGUAUGGCAAAUGGGAUCCUCUGCUGCUGCUGCUGCGCCCCUUGUUUUACCAGCUGGUUCGGUUUUCUUAAGGCUCUUACAGCGAAGUGGCUGCAGAGUCCAGGGAGAGGAGGAGGCCCCGCAAGCCCAAGUCUCUGGAAGUAGAGAGCAGGGGGAGGGAAAGAGCAAACUCUGGUCUUAGUGGCGAAGUUCAUCAUGGCCAACUGGAUUGGAAAGAGUUCCAAAGAGAGCAGGAGCCCCAAGUGAACUGGUUUCUCUCUUCCCUCCACUGCAGUUUGCUUGAGGGGCUGAUGUCAGGUGGCAGUUGAGGGGCAAAAGGCCCAAUGGACUUCAUAUUUCAACAGAGCUGACAAAUGGGCUCACUCUCUCUCUCUCUCUGCUGCAGCCUAAUAGAUGUCAUGGAGGUUUCUUCUGAAGCAUGCCUAAGAUGUACACUUGGGAGCAAGUCCCUGUGAACUCUGAGGGUAGCAUGCAGCAGUGCAUGUGAGCCAUUCAGCUAGCACAAUUUCUCUUUCCACAAUGGAACAUUCUCCUUUCCACACAACCCCAACUUGUUCUGGGUCCUGUCCCCCGCUGCCACCAAACCCUCUGGAACAGACGUAGGGAAGAAAGUAAUGAGUAAUCCUUUUUCACUUGCACCAAUUCUGGAACUAAUUAUUGCACUAGCACAACUAUUUCAUGGCAUACCACCGGUGCUUUUUUUUUCUUAAAAAAUGUUUAGGGGCACUCUCAUUUUGACUCAAGGAAAUCACCAUUUUAUAGUUCAAAUCGGGGGGAAAUGAAUACAGUAAAUGGACAAAAGUACAAAGAUUAACAAAAUGUUUAGGGGUAUGCAUCCCCCUGCGUCCCCCCCUGAAAAAAGCACUGCAUACCACCCAGUGUGACUUACUUCUGAGUAAAUAUGCAGAGGGGUGGUUUCACUGGUACACGCAUAAUGUUCUCCUAAUAAGUCCAAAAUAAAUACUAUCCUUUUGUAAUUGCAGUCGCCUCUCUGCACAUAUUAAUUGAACUGAAGAAGUAGGGAAAAACUUUAGUCAUUUGUGUGUUGACUGUGAAUACAAAUUGUAGUUAAAGUACCUUAAAAAUUAUUUCUGAGGCAGAAACCAACUUUAAUUUGUGAACACAUGCAAGCUUUUGAAGUAAUUUUAGGUUCACAUAGCUUUUUUUGUGUGAGCCGAAAAAAAGUUAAAAGUUCGCAUAUUCUUACAGUUCCGUGUAUCCCAGUGAAACCAUCAAUGUGGACUUUGUCUUUUCAGUUCUCAUGAGUUAAUAUGUUAAUAACUCUUAGUGGGAUAUACAAGCAGAACUGAAGAAUUCUAAUUCCCCAUGCUCAGUGUGACUCAAGUAACCAUAUUCCUUCCAACUAAGACAAAAGUACCUACUUUGCAUCAUGUGCACUGAUGAAAAUGAAAUAACCUGCUGUUUAUACAGGAAGAAUAAGGUACAGUCCACAAUGGAUCCCAUGUUCUGCCAUUAUGUAUUCUCCAUUCCCUGACAUUAUUUACUUAGUAUCCCAUUUUUUACCAGAGUUAAAGAGAAGUUCACAACAGUCAUAAGAUGUAUAAGAUCUAUCAAUAGCCUUACAGUCAUAACGACAAACAAAAAUACCCCCAAGAACAUAGGAAGCUACCUUAUAUCAAGUCAGGCUUUUUGUCCAUCUAUUCUUUCUGGGUGUGGCUUUCCAGGGUUUCAGGCAGGGAUGUUUCCCAGCACCUGCCACUGGGUCCUUUUAAGUGUAGAUGCCUUAAGGUUGAGCCUGGGCCCUUCUGCAUGCAUCGCAAGUGGUCUGCCACAGAGCUAUGGUCCAGUGGAAACAGGAAUAUCUGCCUGAUGCGCUUUUGCCUUCCUACUGCAAAUGAAAGUAUUGUUCUGAGACCAAUGUGACCUGCUACAGAAUUGAUGGGUGACUUACUUACUUAGUCAAUAAUUUCCAGGAGCACUUUCUUCAUUUGAUGGAUUGUUGAUGACUGCUUCAAAAUUCUUACAAGUGUCUUUCAGAGGAUUCUGGAGCAUGUUCUAAGGCAGCGGCCUUGAAUAAUUUCAAACCAGGGACCCACCUUUAGCCCAAACAUACAUUGGGAGACCCAUUUCUUUUCUCUUUUUUGCCACCUGCUGUUUCAAAUCUCCUUAGAUCAUGGCCCCAUGUUGGGUCCCAGCUCACUAGCUGAAGAUCAGUGGUCUAAGGCAGAGAUGGAAAACUUUGGACCACAUGUCUCUAUCUGGCCCUUAAGACUCUCCCUGUUCCUCUGGCCACAUCUCUUACUGGCCCUACUCAAACCCUCAAGUAAUUUUGUGUGGCUAGAAUGUUUCCUUGGUCUCUGAUAAUUUGUCUUGUUUGGAUGAGGGCUGGAGAGGUGUGUGUAUGUGUAGAAACCUCUGGUAUUUGUGUGCCUAAAAUGUAACCUGUUGUGCAAAAGUAAGUCUUCCAUCCAUUGCUCUGCCCGCUAUAGACCAGUGGCUCCUAGAAGGUUGUCCCUGAAAGAAUGCAGUCCUUGGACUGGAAAAAACAAAAACCCUCCAACCCUGGUCUAGGUUGCAGUCGGCUGACAAGCACACAGCCAGGUUUGUUAAGCUCACUUGUCACCCUAAAAUGCUUCCAUUACUUUUCUUCAACUAUGCAUUUCAGGGUAAAUCAGUAAUAGUUCCCCAACAGUCUUUCAGGCAGCAUAUCCAUAAUUAUCUAUCUUCUCAUCAAGAAAUCCCUGAAGAGUUUCAGUUAAAUCCCAGAGUUACUCGGAACACACUUUGCAAAUACUAAUUUAAGCAAAUAUUUGGAGCAGAUUACAUAUUACUGCUAAUGAAUAGCUUUUAUGUUUGUUCCCUAAAACUAAUUAGACAGGGAAGAAUAAAACUAAAAAAAAUAAAAAUAAUAUGCUAUCUUUUGCAAAAUUAAAAACACUUUUGCGUCCACACUGACUUAAGUACAACAAAGAAAACACUAAACAGAUUGGUUUAAAAUCUGAAACUUAUGGUUUAUUGUGAUGUUCAAACACACACUGUUUUCCCCCACUGCAUUCUGUUGUAUUGAUUGUCAAUGUCAGUGACUCUAUAAAGCACCCCUGAAUUUUGGCAUAUGUAGGUUUCUUCCCCCCGGAAAGUUAAGGCUAUAAUACCAUUACUUAAUUACCUGGGAGUACAUUUCAUUGAAUUCAGUGGGACAUAUUUGUGAGAAGAGAUGCAUAGUAUUGCACUAUAAAAAUGCUAAAAGGCCCUCAUGAGACCUUGUUCUUUCAUUUUGUAUAAGAAGGCUAGCAUGUUUUGUGUAUACUGUGUUGAGGAUUGAUGAUAAGCCUUUAAAUGUUCGAAUUUUAAAUGUCUGUUGGUGGCAUUGGCAUUUUAAUUGCUGUUAACAGUGGGAGAGACUAUGUCAGGUCUAUUUACACCUGACGCUCUAGAAAAGGGAUGUUAAAGCUAGAAUAGGAACCUGUGGCCCUCCAGAUGUUGUUGGAUUCCAGCUCUCAUCCAUUCCACCUGCUGGUCCAAAAACUCUCCCCCCCAUUUUGCUCUAGAAUUUAGGAAACUUUAUGUGGAAAUAGAGGAUUGGGAAUGGCUUACUACUGCCCUAUCCUCCAGCAUCCUGCCAGUAAGUUGACAAAACCUUCAGUCUUUAGCUCAUUACAUGAAUCUACACACGUAUUGUCUUAUUCCGGAUCAACAUAUAUGUUCAUGCAACAUUGCAGGAAUGCUAUAGAAUGGCAAUGAAGGGAACUUAGAGAUGGCCAGUAUUGGCUUAAGAUCUGCGUAGCAUUUCAUGCAGUUGAGAGUUCCAGUACACAAGGCUAGUGAGAAUGAGACACACUAAAAAUAACUGAAUUUAAAAUGGAAAAUUGCUGUAAUAGAUGAAAUUAAAUGCAGAGAGCUAUGCUGAAACAAUCAGAGCAAUAAUAUUGCUUCCUUCUAAUUUUUUUGAGAACAAGAAAAGUUGCAACCCUGAAACCAAGCACGUAUGCUUGUUGUGGGCAAACAAUAUUUCAGUUCUUACCCUCUCAUGGGGAUUCAUUUGUGUCUGGCUUGCUAUUUUCACCACCCAAAAAUAGGAAUCGCAUCCUGAUUUCUAGUCCUAUCUUGUACUCAGUUCUGUUAAUAAUAUUUUUUAAUAGGCUGAUUGGCUGAGGAGGAACAAUGAAAAAUAUAUGCCUUAGAUUUUAGGAAAUGAUAAAGGCAGCAUCAAUCUACCAAAGCUUAACACUGAGUAACAAUAAACCAUAAUCAUAAAUACAUUCAAAAGAUAGGCAGAGCAAUCCUAUACUUUAUUCUGCCGGAAAUGGCUCUGCGAAUGGAGGCAUCUGCAAGUGUAUUAGAAGAGUUCUGCUGGCGUAUUUGUCAUGCCACCAGCGUAUUUGGCAUUCCACCAGCAUAGCAUUUAUUUGAAACAUUUAUAUGCCAUCUUGAAGAGUAAACUCUUCCAAAGAGGUUUCCAAUAAAAUUAAUAUAUAGUACAAUAUACUCACAAGUAAAAUAUCAGCAAACCAACAGCUGAUAAAGCAAGCAACCCACAAUUUACUAAAAUAUAAUUGCAGCCAACAAUUGGCAAUUUACAACAUAAAAUCUUACUAAAAAAUAAAUAAAUAGCAAUUAAUACUGGUAGGUUUAAAAAUGCAAGUUUCAAAAUAAGGCAGGGUUGACUCCUUCCAGACCUCUACUUGCAAGGAGUUCCACAGGCAGGGCCUGUCACUCCUAAGGCUUGAUCCCUGGUGGAAGAGAACAUAGCCAUCAGGGUUAGUAGCCACUGACAGCCUCAGCCUCCAUGAAUUUGUCUAAGCCUCUUUUAAAGCCAUACACACAUAAAAGCCAUAUGUAAAAGUGUAUUUUAGCUUCUUAUACCACACAGACCUAUUGUGAAGCUCAAUUAUAUGUGGUGGCACCUGGUUCCAAACAUCACAGUAAGCAAAUGGCUUAGUUCAUGGGUAGGCAAACUAAGGCCCGGGGCCAGAUCCGGCCAGAUUGCCUUCUAAAUCCAGCCUGCGGGCGGUCCAGGAAUCAGCGUGUUUUUGCAUGAUUAGAAUCUGUCCUUUUAUUUAAAAUGCAUCUCUGGGUUAUUUGUGGGGCCUGCCUGGUGUUUUUACAUGAGUAGAAUGUGUGCUUUUAUUUAAAAUGCAUCUCUGGUUUAUUUGUAGGGCAUAGGAAUUUGUUCAUCCCCCCCCCCAAAUAAAAACACCAAAAUAUAUUCUGCCCACCCAUAAGGUCUGAGGGACAAGUGGACCGGCCCCCUGCUGAAAAAAUUUGCUGACCCCUGGCUUAGUUUGUGGUAAACUCUGGCUUACUAGAAUUCACAAACAUGCAGUUUCCCUGAGAGGAGUUCACUGCUGCUUUGCUCCUACCCCAGUGGUUUUUUUUAUUUCUCUGCCAAGCAAAGUUUGGCUUGGCAUGUUGUCUGAACAUAAGUUCUUGAGUUCUCUUCUUGCUAGCCAUGAGCAGUCCCUGUAAGCAAUAGUUUGUCUUACUGUGGCAGGCAAAUAAGGACAGUUGCUGAAGGUAUUUCUUUCCCGUUAAGCCCAAGAUACUGAAUAGGUUAUUUUUCCUUCCAGGGUACCAACCCUGCUCUAAAUGUGUGUGUGCAGUUAUCUUUUACUUCUGUCUGCUCUGUGCAACUCCUCCUUUGAUGUGCAACCAUGAACAGUAUUGUUUUUAGAAUGUUCUCUCUUGGCCUCAUUAUUUCUUUUUUCCUAUUACAACAAGUUGUUUCCAUUCCCUUCAUAGAUUUCCCAAAAACCAGUUUUCAAGAUUUGUAUCUCCCCAAGAUUUGAAAAAACUGCUUUGGGUUCUUUGAGGAGAAAACAAAUUUCCUUCCCUGCACAGCCCUUAUCUCCGCCUGCAUUCCUCCACUCCCCACGAUCUGCCUAGACUUCUCCACCUUCCCUUUGUCUUUCUCUCCUCCUCUCCAGAAUGCGUGCCUUCUUUCAUGUUGGCGAAUGUGCCUGGAGCCACCUUCCAGCUCUUUUUCUCCAUCCAGCCUUAAACACAUCUAUAAACUCUCAACAAAACAUUUGAGUUAUCAUUCUGUUUCAUUGUUAGUUAGCCUGUAAUUAAAGCUGUUCACCCGCGAAAGAGAAAAUACAUUAUACAGAUCUCUAAGCAGGCACUUGACUAAAAGCCCUAAACCUUUAAAAUGUUUCACAGUGGCCAGUUGCAUUUCUGAUUUUCAUUUUCUAAAUGGUUUGUUGCCACAGAAUAUAUUCAUUGUAGUCACUGGGCAUGUGACCCAGAGUCACUGAAGGUAUUAUCCAAGACACCAAGAUGUGUGUCAGAAGCCUGGCAGUUGUGUUAAUUGUUCAUUUGGGUUCCACUAAGUAAGUUCUACUUAGGGUAGAUCCUUUGAAAUUAAAGAUCCCGAACUAGUCAUGCCCAUUAGUUUCAAUGGUCUGUUUUACUCACAAACCAUGGUUUAGCAUGGGGGGGGGACUCCCAGGGAGGAGAUUGUGGCUGUUUUGCUCAUGCUUUAGUUCUCUCCAGGCUAACCAUGCCCUAUAAGCAAGGUUUGUCCUAUGGUUUUACAGCUCAUGGUUUGUUGUUGAAAUGUGCUUGAUGUGUGGCAGGAAUAUAACAGAUGGGACAAGGGGCAAAGUGGAGAGCUUAGAAUCGUAGAAACAGAGAAGCAGAAAUAACCUCAAAGGCUAUCUAGUUUAACUCCAUGCAACAGAAAAUCUACUGUUGUGCAGCAAAUGGCUUAGUUCAUGGGUAGGCAAACUAAGGCCCAGGGCCAGAUCUGGCCAGAUUGCCUUCUCAAUCCGGCCCAUGGAUGGUCCGAGAAUCAGCAUGUUUUUACAUGGGUAGAACGUGUGCUUUUAUUUAAAAUGCAUCUCUGGGUUAUUUGUGGGGCAUAGGAAUUCAUUCAUUCCCUCCCAAAAAAAUAAUAAUCUGGCCCACCACAUGGUCUGAGGGAUGGUGGACUGGCCCAUGGCUGAAAAAGGUUGCUGACCCCUGGUCUAUAACUUCCAAGGCAAUCCAUUUCUUCCCCAAGCAGCUCAUACCAUGAACACAUAUUUCCUGAAGUCUAAUCAAAAUCCCCUUUAUUGUAUUUUGGGGCUAUUGGUUCAUGUACUACCCUGUGGAGCAACAGAAAACAAAUUUGCUCCAUCAUCCAUGUGACAACCUUUCAAAUAUUUGAAGAUGGCUGCUGUGUCACCUCUAAAUGGUCUCUUCUGCUGUGUGCCCCACAACUUUCCUCAUAGGUCUUGCCCUCCAGGACCCAUGUCAUCUUUGUUAUGCUCCUCUGGACACGCUCCAGUUUGUUGGCAGCCUUCUUAAACUUUGGUACGCAGAACCACAAUCCCAGUAAAGAUCAGCUAGAUGCAGGAUGGUAACAACUGAGGAGCAGGGACUGAGAUUAGAGAUGUUGGCCAGCCCUGAGAGGAUGAAUAAUAAAUUCUCAGAUGGUGCAGAUCCUGCAGAUAGAAACAGCACAGGAGUGUGUAAGGACACAUGGACAUUUCCAGAAACUUGUGUGUCCUACAGUGAUCCCUAGGCCAGUAUGAACUGUUGGUGUGUGUUCGUCUGUUUGUAUGUUUAAGCAGGCUACUUUAAAUGUUUAUUAUAUUUGAAGGCUGAUUUAUCCCAGCUGUCAUUUCCACUUUACACAGUCUUCUCUGUUUUCCAUAGAGGUGAGGUCGCUGUUUGUAGUGCUAACUAUUUCCAUGGCAGUAGACUGUGAUGCCAUCAGUGGAAGAUUUAGGCAUUCCUCUGAGUACUGGCAAUUAAAAAUUAUGGAUUGUGAGAUAAGGCUUGCCUUUACCAAGCUCCAUGGCAUUAUAGCCCACAUGGGGCUUGGAAACCAUUGCUUAAUUCUUUGGGGCCUUAGCAUGGGUAAUGGAAUAAGUGAAUUGGAGUUGUUUGAUCUUAGAACGAAAACAGUUAUGUUUAAAAUGAAAUAAAAUCAGCAACUCGAAAGCGUCUUCUGUGCCUGGGUGGAAAGAACACAUAUGAAUUGCAGUCUGAUGACUACAGUUUGUGCACUGAAAUUCCCGGAGAAAUUUCUAUUGCUUUUCAUCAUUUGGGAGCAUUUCAGUUUGCCUGUCACAUGACACUGUUUUUAGCCAACUCCAAAGAAACAUGCAAUGAAAAACUAGCUUUAGCCCUUAUUAUUACCUGAAACUUAGAAGUUAGUUCCACUGCAUUCAGUAGAGCUUACUUCCAGGUUAGUGUGCAUAUGAUUGUGACCUUAACCUUUCUAUCAUCUGCAUUUAAGAAAUAUGUUUGCCAGAGAUCAGUAACCUUUUGAUAUUAGAUAGUAUGAUUUCAAAACUGUGUCAACUGGCUUUGUUCCAUUCCAGUCAAAGUUAUUUGAGAUUCAGGUAUGCUGGAUUAACAAAUUUAUGGACCACAGAUCUGAUCAUAGCACAGGCUUCUUCCUGACAUCUAUGGAUAUAUCCUCCUUUAAAUUACAUAUUUUGGGUUAUAGGCAGUGUUAAUCAGAGUAGACCCAUUGAAAUUAAUGGAUAUGACUAACUUAGGUCCAUUCAUUUCAGUAGAUAUCCUUUGAGUAAAGCUUAGUGUGUCUACUGCUACAGAAGCAGCCCAUGAAAUGGAUCGGUUAAAAGUUCUUAUGAAACAGGAGAAGGCUAUACUGUGUAAACAAUUUGGAAAACUAUUCUGCUGGAAUUGCACCAAAUGUGUCCUUGUGCACAGAAAAUUAAGAUAAAAAUUGGAAAAAGGGAUUAGCAGCACUAUGGAAAGUGUGUGGGGAGGGUAAAUUUAAAAACUGUUUCUGUUUCUUAAAACAGAAAUUGGAUCAUCACUGGAUGCGGCUAUUUUAGCAACAGUUUAACAAAAAUGGAAUCAUUCCAGUGGAAUUUUAACAGUAAUCAGGUCAGGCCCCUGAGCAGGGUUAAGGAAAUUUUGAGUGAUAAUAAGGCCACUAGUAUUUGAAUAUCUUCAAAUAAGAGAGAGUUCAGAUGCAGAGUGGAAUUGAGAGAGUUAAAUACUGUUGAAGGAUUAAUUUGAGAGAAACCAAGAAAUAUGCUGUUUGAAAUUUACCAAAUUAUACUGAGUAAGAGAGAAGACAGAAAAUAGGAUUACACUUGAAAAUGGGAAGCAGUGAUAGGAGAGGGGGUUCUAGAGGAUAUGGGGGAAUAUAUGAACAAUAUGAAUUGUAUCAAUAUCAUUAAUAAAAAACCCAAGUUAUAGACUAGGUGAUAUUCAACUCUUUUAAAAGGGUAUAUGUGAUACUGGUAACAGUAACCCUUGGAAGUGUUGAACAGAGUGGAUGUUAUCCACUGUUGGUGGACUUCCCAGAGGCAAAACAUUUAUUUCAAGAAAUCAUAUUUAAUAUUCGCAGGAUGUCUUUUAUAUGAUGUUAGCAGCUAGGAUGCUGCGUGUAAAAUACUGGGGGAAAGGAAAUUCCUCUAAAAGAGUGGUUCACUAAACUAUGGGAAUUUGCAGCUGUAAGUAAAAUUAGAUGGAAUUUUAGGGUUAGACAAGAAAAGCAGAGGAUUAAUAGAUUUGAACAAGAACGAGACGUGCUUAAGAAUUUUAAGGAUGAUCAGGUAUAACACUGUGAGCAGAGGGUUUCCCACGACUGGUAGAAAGUGGCAUGAGAAGUGGUGCAUGGCAUCACGUUGGCAUCAGUUGUCAGUCUAGUGCUAAAAAUGAGUGCUGUGUGCCAGACUGCAGAAAUCAGGCAGUGGCUGCAGACGUGGCUAAUAUUUAAUCCUGAUGAGGGUUAAGAGGGCAAAAAAUAAUACAAUCACUUCUGGGUGCUAGAAUUCUGAUGAUGCAGUUUCUUCUUUGCCACCAGCACCCAUUAUCUGGACAUAAAUUGAAUUUGUAAGUCUUGAACACUGAACGGAUAAUAUAAGUGGCACCAGCUUCCAAGGAAUCUGGGAAAGGAGGGAACUUGUAAAAAUCCUGUUGUCAAAGCUAAAGUAUGGCUGGCAUCCUUGUCCUGCCCUUUUCAACUUUUAUGUACAAGCUGCGAGAGGUUCUCUUCUCAUGCCUUGUCACAAGUGUGCUCAGUUGCCCACAUUGCUGAGAUGUAGCCACCCUGAGCCUUUGUAGUUAAGUAGUGGCAGAAGAAGGGCAUUUCUCCCAGUGAUCUAUCUCCUUGCAUGAUCAUCCUCCAUGGAUCCUCCAUGGGAAUGUGAAACUCGACUCACACAGGAGCCAGUUUGCCCUUGAUCUUGUAUUAUAUGGACUCUGUUCAUUCUUACAGCUCAGUCCAAAGGUGGAAUCAACAAGACUUGCAAAAAUAAGAUUCUUCAUAGACAAUAUGUUGAGCCAGUCUCUUCUGUUAGCGACCUGGUUACUAUUUGUCUCAAGCAAGCCCUCACUCUGGUUGUCAUAACCAAAGUUGUGAGGAACCAGUGGCAAGACUUCAGGGACAUCCUGUGAUGAUCUGAGAGCCCCUUACCCACACCACUGUAGGCUAGGACUAUAGGCAGGGACUCCUCCAAAUGCAUUAUACAGUGGUACCUCGGGUUAAGUACGUAAUUCGUUCCAGAGGUCUGUUCUUAACCUGAAACUGUUCUUAACCUGAAGCACCACUUUAGCCAAUGGGGCCUCCUGCUGCCGCCGCGCCGCUGAAGCACAAUUUCUGUUCUCAUCCUGAAGCAAAGUUCUUAACCCGAGGUACUAUUUUUGGGUUAGCAGAGUCUGUAACCUGAAGCGUAUUUAACCCGAGGUACCACUGUACCUUCUUGAUAUGAGAUAAUUUUUUACAAAUUACAGUACCAUGAGUAAAUCUGACUUCCUCCCUCUCUCCCUUAUUUGGUGUUUUUUUUCAAACUUACUUGGACUUUGGAGGUUGAGAGACGUGCUUUGGAUCCCCUGCAAAGUUUUCACUCCAUCUCACCAUAUUUUAAGAUAUUCACAAACUGAACAUUGUGCUGUGUUGUCAACACCCUUAUAACAUUUUUUGUUGCCAGGAACAAAGUCCUGUGUAAACAUCUUCUGCUAUGUGGCAUUUAGCAUGCCUCCUUGCCAGUUCUUUUGCCCGUUUCCUUGGUUAUUAAGUAUUUUCUUCAAAGCAAUGCAUUUAAGACUUCUGCUCAAAACUCAUGAUGUGUGACAAACCCAGUACACCAAGGUUUAUAAGCAGAUCGCUCACCGUUGAAGAUUUCUCUUUAAAUUCCUUUUAUUUAAUAUGCUUCUGUAUACUUUCUAUACAUGUGCGCAGGGGAGGAAGUCCUAUUGAACAGACAUGCUUAAAAUUGCAGUGUAAAGUGACAGGUUGUUGAGCUCAGCCCCAGUGCACAAUUUAACAUGUUGCUCUGUGGUAGCAGCAGCAGCUAUGGCAGUUGCUCUCAGACCCCUUAUCUGAAUGGUCUUCCCCAGCCGUAGGUAGUAGGGUUUCACUCUUUGUAUCAAUUUUUAUUCCUGUAUGUGUUAAUUGCUGCAUGAACAGUGCUACAAAUAAAUGAGUCACUGCUCCACUUUCCUGAAUGAAACAAAAAUAGAAUGGGGGAAGGAGGUCAAAUCAGAUUUUUCCAGGGGAUUUUGCUUUGCGUUCACAAUUCUCUCAUGAUGUAACAUAAGUAAGGACCAAUGAAGAGAGGCUAUAGAUGAGAAUUACCGUAUUUUUCGCUCUAUAAGACACACCAGACCAUAAGACGCACCUAGUUUUUGAAGGAGGAAAACAAGAAAAAAAAUAUUCUGAAUCUCAGAAGCCAGAACAGCAAGAGGGAUUGCUGCGUAGUGAAAGCAGCAAUCCCUCUUGCUGUUCUGGCUUCUGAGAAAGCUGCGCAGCCUGCAUUCGCUCCAUAAGACGCACACACAUUUCCCUUUACUUUUUAGGAGGGAAAAAGUGAGUCUUAUAGAGUAAAAAAUACGGUAAUUCAGUCGUAUUGUGGGAUUUCUGAUAGUCUUUGGCAAGGCAGUAAAUUUUGACCACUGAAUACAAACGAUCUCAAUCCAUCUCUAUGUUAAUGUUUGAAAAAAUACUUACAUGGGACCUUUUCUGUUACUUAUUUUAAGAAGUGCUUGGAGUUCCCCAGUAAAAACCUACUUGAGUUUUGAGAUCUAUGGGGAGGCCUGGCUUAUGGUACCCUCAUGAGUAUGAGCUGGAGUGAGUAGCAGGGUCUUCUCAGUGGCAGCACCUCAUUUUUUGAACUCCUGCCCAGUAUAGAUAUAGCUGUCCUCUUCUUUAUAUUCAUCAAGGUAGCAGCUAGUGACCUACCUAUUUUUGCAGGUUUUUAGAGCAUAGUGAGAGUAGCCCUGUUGGAUUAACUGAGUGUGAUAUGUGUUUUAACUUUUUUAUGUUGAAUUUUACAAAUGUUAGCAGCUCCAGGAUCUGUAUGAGGAAAAGCAGGUAUAAGAGGGGAAAAUAUUUUUGUGCCACCUACCCUUCAUCAAGUCAGGUUCCUGGGUGGUGUGCAGCAUAUAUCGUGUCAAAUUUCUGAAAUUGAAAGAUGGCAGCUCACACACCAGGUGACCAUAGAGACUGGGAGUUCCCAAUAUGGCACCCUUAGGCACCCUGAUACCUGCAGAUACCUGUCAGUUUCUUUUUUAAAAAAACAAGACUUUUGUAGGGGGAGUUGGUUGUUUGGGGAUGUGUUCUUUUCUUUUAUGGUUGAUCCCUGAUACAGUGGGGGAUCCCUGAUAUAAGCAGAAUACAUUCCUGUCUAUCAUUCCAUCAGUCCCUCAAGAAGAACCUUUCAGAGAGGCUGUGUCUCAAAGCACCAUCAGCAGUGACAUGGUGCCAGAAAGAGAAGAGGUAGUGCAAAAUAGCUAUUAUAUUAACAAAGGUCAAGAUUAAUUGGUAACAUGCACAAUUAAACUGGGAAGAAAAUUGGGGAAAGAGUUGAUUUAAUUUAAUUCUGAUUACAUUACAGAGUGUGCUGUAUACAGUGGAAUGGAAAUUAUGUUAACUCAUCUGUAGACUAUUUCAGUGGUGUGCACAUAGCCAUUUUGCUUGCAGUGUAUGUAAUUCUAACCAUGCUUACAUCAGAAAUAAUUCCCACUGAGCACAAUGAGAAUUAUUCCUUGAUAAGUCUGCGUAAGGUGGCAGUCUGAAUGUUUAUGUCAGUUAUGAAUUACCGUAGAAAAUGUUGUAGGCAACAAUUGUGAACAUCCUAACAAAGUUGUUUGGGUUUAGUUUGUAACGUUAGCUGUUUCUGCGUAUGUGUGCUUUUGGUCUAUUAUGCAGUUUUGUGGCAAUGUUAGUAAGUGUAGAAUUCCGAUGCUUCCUUAAUCGUACAGAUUACUCAUCAUUGUCAAUUCAAAGCAGCGGUCUGAAAUGCCUUUUAAGCUAGUCUGAUGAAAAGCAAAAUCUAAUAAUUGCUUCUCAUUGCAGAAAUCUGUGACAAGAUAAUAGCAUUACAUUUUAACAAUACUUCUAUUUUAUUAAUAGCUGUAUCGGUAAAAGUGAACCUUCCAUAACUGCGUAUAGAUGAGUGUUUGGGAGUAUGUUUAAUAUGCAAGGUGGAAAUGUGUUUGAGGAAGAAUUGUUCUUUCUGAUGAUUGCUAUGUGUGUGUGUGUGUGUGUGUGAGAGAGAGAGAAAGAGAGAGAGAAUUACAUAGAAUUUGCUGAGUGGUUUUCAUCAGAUUCCUGGCAUAAUUGUGCAAUUGCAUUUUUUGUAAAAAAAAAAUAUCUAGUUAGGUUUUAAUUUUUUUAUAGCAUAUGUUAUCAUUAGCAAAGGUAACUGUCUCAUCCUCUUCUAUUAAGCCAUGGAUGGGGAUAUUGUGGCCCUCCAAAUGUUGGCUUCCGACUCCCAAUGACCAAGGGUGAUGAAAAUGGUAAUCCAGCAACAGUGGGGGAGCAACAGCUUCCCUAGCCCUAUGCAAAGCUGUUGACCCGGGAACUUUAAAGCUUUAUUUUGGACCUUGUGGUUCUUGGUACCACCUUCUGCUGUGACAUAUCUGUUAACAACAAAGUUCAAUGCAUCUGUUGUGAGGCCUGUUUUUCUUCGCGAUAGUUAUAGUGGUGGAGAAAAUUUGAAUGGAGAGGCUUAUAGUGAAAGAGACUGCAUUUACCUAUACAGUGGUACCUCAGGUUAAGUACUUAAUUCGUUCCGGAGGUCCGUUCUUAACCUGAAACUGUUCUUAACCUGAAGCACCACUUUAGCUAAUGGGGUCUCCCGCUGCUGCUGCUGCUGCGCCGCCAGAGCACGAUUUCUGUUCUCAUCCUGAAGCAAAGUUCUUAACCUGAGGUACUAUUUCUGGGUUAGCGGAGUCUGUAACCUGAAGCGUCUGUAACCUGAAGCGUCUGUAUCCAGAGGUACCACUGUACUGGAUUACUAUUGUAAGUACUUUUGGAUGUAUCCCAAUAGCUUUGAUUCCCCUAUUACAUUAUGUAUAUGCCCAAUUAGUAUGAGGUUUGUAAUUCUUAUGAUUUCAGUUGUUAAUUCACUCAAACCCCAUAUUAUAUUUCUUUCUUUAACUGCCAGCCUUACCACACGCCUGCCAAAAGCUGGAGAAACCAUACACGGUCACAGGUUUUUCUCUGGAUUUGGAGGGAAAGGUGCCAACCAGUGUGUCCAAGCUGCUCGACUUGGGGCGAAAACCUCCAUGAUAUGCAUGGUAAGCAUCUUCUGGGUUCACACCUGCCCCAAAUAUACAUACGGUCGUAAGUGUAUUUUUAAAAAGCAACAGUGAAAAACAAAUGAAGAACGGAGGGUUCAAGUCAGCUUUCUAGCAGUGCACCUUAAGCUAGCUCCUCAGAAGCCUGGUUAGAAAGCAUGGUCUUUAUUGCUUUUCUUAAAAACCACAGUGGGGCAAGUGGGGCAUAUUUUCCUCAGGAGGGAACUUGAUACAAUGGGUACCCCCACUGCAAAAAGCUCUGUUUGUCAGGCUUCAGGGAAUCCGACCCAUCCACCCCCAGUACGCUGCCAGGAAUAGACAAAACAGGGAGAGUUCUUACCAAUGUCUUUUAUUCAAUAUUCACAGAGAGGCUUAGAAAUGGUGCCUCUUAGAGUAAUGGCAUUGCUCUGACUAAUCCCCAUCCCCCUUCUCUCCUCAGUCGUCAACAGCACCACCCACUUUACGGUGGCCGCUUAGGGACAUUUGCCAACGAGCCCUUUGCUCUCAUAUUUUCAAUGCUCACUUGGUUCUGGGAGAAGUGGGGUCUGGAUUGCUUUCUAGUGAUAACGUGACAGCCAGCUGCUCUGACUGUUUUCCCCUCCUCCUCUCCCGUUAUUUCCCAACUCUGCCCUUCCUCUACCUCUGAGUUGUGACUUUCCUCAAACCACUGUUGUAAAUCUAUACUGUCUUCCUCUUCUCUGGAAGGUUCAGGAGGGGGAGGCGGUCUCCACCAUUCCUCCAGUCCCUGACACUGUUUUGUAGUAGCAGUAUUCUUACUUGAGAUGCUAGUGGCACUGUUUAUAGCUCUGCUCAAGGGAGAUAUAGGAGUGGAUAGUCUUUAAGGUUUCCCAGAUGCAGACCAUUUGAGAUGGGAAUAGGCUGUAGCUCAGUGGGUAUAGCAUACAGAAGGUCCCAAGUUCACUUCCUAGCAUCGCCAGGUAGGGCUGGGAGAGACCCCCUGGCUGACUUUCUGGAGUGCUGCUGCCAGUUACUAUUUUUAUUUUAUUCUUUAUUUAAUUUCUAUGCCGCCCUACACCCAAAGGUCUCAGGGCGGUUCACAUAAAAUAUCAAAUACAUAAAAUCAUAUCAAAUACAUAAAAUCAGUUAUUGUCAACAAUGCUGAGCUAGAUGAGCCUAUGGUCUGACUUGGAAUAAAACAGUUUCCUAUGUUCUUAUAUUCCUAUUUUCCAAAUGUCAUUGGAAUCAGCCCAACUCCCAUCAGUCCUGACCAUCAGUCCCAGACAGCAUGUCCAAUGAUCAGGGAUGAUGAGAGCUGUACUCUUAACAUUCGGACGCAAGCGCUCCACUCCUCUUUUGAAGGCUGAAACCUGCACCUUGGACUUCUAAUAAUGCUGUAAUGGACUAGUGAAAACCAACCAACCAACCAACCAACCAACCAACCCUGUAUUGCUGCAUCCUGGACCAGCUGAUGUUUUCAAAAAUGUCUUCAAGGGCAAGCCCAUGUAUGUCAUUAGUAAAGGCAAGAGAUAGCCAAAUCAGGCCGGACAAUGGUUCAGCCCUUCCAGAAAGCGUUCUCCCAACUGGUGACAAUAACUCCUGGCCAUAGACAGACACAUCAACUUAAAGGAGCAAAGCCAAAUUGAUCGGCUCUCCUAAGGAGUGUGGCCCUACAUCCGCCUUUAACAGACCAUCCACCCCCAGCAUCUCCAUUUUAUCUGGCUGAGCUUCAGUUUUGUUCCUUUGCAGCACUUUAAGAAUGAAAGUCGCCUCUGAACCUCAGUUGUGCUUUGUUAGCAAAGGCUUGGGUUUGCUAAGUAUGGAAUGUAAAAAAGCACCCUAUCAUUGCAAAACCAAUUAUCUUCCCAUUCAGAGUCUUGCUUUUUUUAUCAAAUACUUGAAGGAAGGGGCAUAAGAAAGAAAUGAUCCCCAAAUAGAAGGUAUAUUCUUCCCAAAGACCUGUCCUUGGAUCCAAUCCCUUCCAACUCUACAAUUCUAUGAAAUUAGUACAUUUUUUUUUAUCCCAAACUGACUGAAAUCAGUGGCUUGAAGCAAAAAGAACAAUUUUAAAAGUCUUAGAUGGUUUUAUGCUGCAUUCUGCACUACCGUAAUGCAUUGAACCACACAGAACACUCUUGGGAAGCAUAGCUAAUGUCAGCUCUGUUAUAAUGUUAGCAUAGGAAUCAAGGACCGACUGGGAAUCCUGAAACCACAAAUCGCUCCUGCUCAGUUUCAAGAACCACUUGACAUGUUUAUUUGUCUGAUUCCUCUCUGGUCUGUGACCACAACAGUCCAUCUUCACCAAAAUGUCCCUGAUGUCUAUGCUCUCCCUUAGGAACAGUGAUAUUCUUUAAUGGCAUCUUAAUAGCAUCUUCUAAAAUGCUUUGUCUUGCUAUAUGCUUUUGAAAUCACUUUCAACCCAUGGUGCUAAACAUUCACUUAAAAAUCUGGUUUUGUGGAGCUUGUUUUAUGGAUAUCCUAUUUUUGCAUUUUUAAAAUAGUCUUCUCCCAGAGAGACCUCACACUACAUUAUUUUGCAAUCACUUUAUACGGUGAAAGAAAUCCCAAGUGGGACAUCGUAGAAUCCUAAAUAUGAGUUGCAGCAAUACAGCAAAAUAAUAUGCCUAUUAAACUUUCUGGGUGGAAUUCAACAUAUGGUAUGUGCAUGGGGAACAAGAUUCAUUCCCACACUAAGAUGUUUCCACCCCCUCCUCCCACCCCAUGCACCCCUUAAACCUCUUUGGAGCUUCCCCCAAACCUCCAGAGCGGAUUUAAGGGGUGGAGGAAGUCCCCCACUGUUUGAAUGGACCUUGUUAUGCUCACGGAACAAUUCAGUUAAAUCCCACCUCAUGUAUUUGAAAUGGUCUUACAAAACAGGAGUGCAGAAUGCUUUAAUGUUAAAAUUUGCUGAAACCACAGCCUCAGUAAAUCAAGAUGCACAAGAAGAGCGUGUAUCUUUCCCCCCUUGUUGAUAUAGAAUAUUUGCAUUUGGAAUACAAGGCUGUGACACGUGUGCAAUAUAUAGUUGCAUAACAUCAACUAAAUGUAAGAGAUCUAAUGUUUUUUCACUUUUGCUGUGUAGGUUGGGAAGGAUUCCUUUGGCAAUGAUUAUCUUGAAAACUUUAAGAAAAAUGGGAUUCCCACAGGUAAAUGUUUCAUAUUUUAACUAUGUUGCACCCAAGUAAAUCACAGACCAUCAGCGGUAUGGGGGUGGGGGCAGCAGUGGCAUCCUCCCAAGGCUGGUGAGACAGUAGCAAGGUCAGGAAAGCUCUGGGUUGGCAGUGGCAGCCUGCAGAUGUAUGCCCACCUGCAGAGCCGCUGCCAAGCUAGAGCUCCCCUGACUUCUCCAUCCCCACAUCCUGUCCUAUAGCCAUCCUGAUGAGCACAGGCCAGCCAGAGGCUACUGGAUUAGACCCAUGGAAAUGAAUGGGCAGGCUUCCAAGCAGUUUACAAGUAUGCAAACCAAUUACACAAGCAUUAAAAUAUAAAUAUCCAUAAUUAAAAUACCCAAUAAAACAGCACUGUAAUUGAAGCAGGAGAGUCGUGUCAAGAGAUCAAGGGGAAGGCCUGCUUAAACAGGUAUGUCUUAAAAAGCUGGCCGAAUGCCAAUACAGAUGGGACCUCUCCUUUUUCAGCAGAGUGGUUCUUCCACAACUAGGCCACCGGUGAAAAUCGUUACAGUGUGACAUGGCUAAUUGGAUUCCGUUUGUUCAUCCUAAUGCCCUGACCCUGGCAAUGCAGGGGAAUUCUGGCUUUCAGAUAACCUGGUCCAGAGUUGUUACUUGCGCAGAAAGCCCUAAACAACACCUUCAGACCGGUUUGGCGACUGAUAGUUAGCAAGUGCAGGUCCCAUAGCCCAGGUGUGACAUGUAGCUGGUAAGGGGCACCACCCAGGCAACAGUCUUCAGCACCAGCUGCUAUGUUCAGAAUAGCCUUAAGGGGAGCCCCACACAAAGCCCAUUACAGUUGCCUAAAUGUAAGGUUGGCGGUUCCGCAACAGGGUGAGCUCCCGUUGUUUGGUCCCAGCUCCUGGCAACCUAUCAGUUCGAAAGCAUGUCAAAGUGCAAGUAGAUAACUAGGUACCACUCCAGCGGGAAGGUAAAUGGUGUUUCCAUGUGCUGCUCUGGUUUGCCAGAAGCGGCUUAGUCAUGCUGGCCACAUGACCUGGAAGCUGUACACUUGGCCAAUAAAGCGAGAUGAGCACCGCAACCCCAGAGUCAGCCACGACUGGACCUAAUGGUCAGGGGUCCCUUUACCUUUAAGCCGCACAGAGUGUCUGGGGCAACCCAGUCAGAUGGGCGGCAAGUAAUAAUAAUAGUGUUUUAAUUGUCUUUAUAUGUAGUUGUAUAAUAAUAAUAAUAAUAAUAAUAAUAAUAAUAAUAAUAAUAAUAAUAAUUUAUUUAUACCCCACACAUCUGGCUGGGUUUCCCCAGACACUCUGUGCAGCUUCCAACAGAAUAUUAAAAUACAAUAGUCUAUUAAAAAUUAAAAGCUUCCCUAAACAGGGCUGCCUUCAGAUGUUUUCUAAAAGUCUGGUUGUAGUUUUUCUCUUUGACAUCUGGUGGGAAGGCGUUCCACAGGGCGGGUGCCACUACCAAGAAGGCCCUCUGCCUGGUUCCCUAUAACUUGGCUUCUUGCUGCGAGGGAACCGCAAGAAGGCCCUCAGCACUGGACCUCAGUGUCCGAGCUGAAUGAUGGGGGUGGAGACGCUCCUUCAGGUAUUCUGGACCGAGGCCAUUUAGGGCUUUAUAGGUCAGCUCCAACACUUUUGAAUUGUGCUCGGAAAUGUACUGGGAGCCAAUGUAGGUCUUCCAUACCGGUGUUAUGUGGUCUCGGCAGCUGCUCCCAGUCACCAGUCUAGCUGCCGCAUUCUGGAUUAGUUGUAGUUUCCGGGUCACCUUCAAAGGUAGCCCAGCAUAGAGCACAUUGCAGUAGUCCAAGCAAGAGAUAACUAGAACAUGCAACGCUCUAGCGAGACAGUCUGCGGGCAGGUAGGGUCUCAGCCUGCAUACCAGAUGGAGCUGAUAAGCAGCUGCCCUGGACCCAGAAUUGACCUGUGCCUCCAUGGACAGCUGUGAGUUCAAAAUGACUCCCAGGCUGCGCACCUGGUCCUUCAGGGGCUCAGUUACCCCAUUCAGGUCCAGGAAGCCCUCCACACCUGCCUACCUCCUGUCCCCCCAAAACAGUACUUCAGGAUUCAACUGUCAGGAUUCAACCUCAAUCUGUUAGCUGCCAUCCAUCCUCCAACCACCUCCAGACACUCACACAGGACCUUCACCGCCUUCACUGGUUCUGAUUUAAAAGAGAGGUAGAGCUGGGUAUCAUCCGCAUACUGAUGAACACCCAGCCCAAACCCCCUGAUGAUCUCUCCCAGUGGCAGCAUGUAGAUGUUGAAAAGCAUGGGGGAGAGGACAGAACCCUGAAGCACCCCACAAGUGAGAGCCCAGGGGUCUGAACACUCAUCCCCCACCACCACUUUCUGGACACGGCCCAGGAGAAAGGAGUGGAACCACCGUCUAACAGUGCCCCCAGCCCUUCUAGAUGGACCAGAAGGAUGUUAUGGUCGAUGGUGUCAAAAGCUGCUUUGAGAUCCAGCAGAACUAGGAAACAGCUCUCACCUUUGUCCCUAGCACGCCGGAGAUCAUCGACCAGCGCGACCAAGGCAGUUUGAGUCCCAUGAUGAGGCCUGAAUCCCAACUGCAAGGGAUCCAAAUGGUCCGCUUCUUCCAGGCAUGCCUGGAGUUGUUCAGCAACCACUCGCUCAAUUACCUUGCCCAAGAAUGGAAGAUUUGAGCCCGGGCAAUAGUGGGCCAUAUUGGCCGCAUCUAAAGGUUUUUUUUAAGAAGCGGUUUAAUAACCGCCUCUUUCAUCGGGUCUGUGAAGGCUCCCUCGCAGAGAGAAGCAUUCACCACCCCAUGAAGCCCGUUGCCCAGCCCUUUCUGGCUAGCUUUUAUAAGCCAGGAUGGGCAAGGAUCAAGGAGACAGGUGGUUGGUUUCACUCAUCCAAGCAGCCUUUCCACAUCCUCGGAGGUAACAGAUUGGAAUUGAUGCCACGCAACUUGACUAGACGGGACUCUAGCACUCUCCCGCCCCAGCCCUGCUCCCACGGUGGAGUCUACCUCUUCCGGAAUCAGAGCGACUUUAUCUGCAAAAAACAGAUAAUAUAAAUGUUUUAUAUUGUAUUGUAAGAUUUUUCAAGAUGCUUUAUGGGAGGUGAUUCAUAAAUGAAAUUAAUAAUAAUAAUAGUUCAGCAUUGUCUACUACAUUGAAUGUUAGCAGCUCUCUUAAGAUUUCAGACAAGGACUUUUCAGAGUCCUACUUUAAGAUGCCACGGUUUGAUGCAAGUGCAAAGUACUUGCUGUAUACCUGAGCUACAGUCUUUCCCCCAAGACAGAGGGAUAAAUUAUAGUAAUGAGACAAAACUGUCCUCUGAAUCAAUCAUUAGUUGAGAUUUUAAUCUGGAAUUAAAUCAACAGCCAUUAUAAUAGUUACAAUGAAAUAUUAACAGCAUUUGAAAGCUAGCUAGGUGGCAUUUCUAAGUAUUGAGUUGGAUGCUACACACAAGGAAAAAGAGCCACCUGUGUGGUCUCUUUUGUAGUUGUUUAUGAGGUCCAAAGGGGAAUCUGCUUUGGAAAGACACAGAGGCUGUAUUCACAUAAUUUCUAUCCAAAGUCCUCUUCCUCUACUCAGCAAAGCAGGCCAGCAGAGGCAUAGGAAGUUUGUAAAACUGUGCGCAUGAAACUCAAACAAAGUGGAUAAAGAAAAAGAACAUCUUCAUAAUAUUAUAAUUCUAAGUGACCCAAUGUAGUUGCUUGACAGUAUGUUCAAGAUUGGGGAAAUGUACAACUGUGGACAUCAUCGUGUGCAGAAGUCAUAUAAAUGUUUAUUCUGCCAUGUUUACGUGAAUUAACAGUACAUUGCAGCUUCCAGUAAAGUCUGUAUUAAAAGCUCGCUUUUGCUGAAACAGAGAAUUAACUGCAGUUAAUUAAUCUGAGUUUGUUUUUAUUGUCUUGUGAUUUUAUUUUAGCACGUAUGAGGUUCUCCUCACCCUCUGGUAUUGCUGCAUUACUAUAUAUAUAUAUAUAUAUGUGUGUGUGUAUAUGUAUGUAUAUAUAUAUAUAUGUGUGUGUGUGUGUGUGUGUAUAUAUAUGUGUGUGUGUGUGUGUGUGUAUAUAUAUGUGUGUGUGCAUAUAUACACACACACACAUACAUAUAUAUAUAUAUAUAUAUACACACACACACACACAGACACACAGAGUAGUACCUCAGGUUACAUACGCUUCAGGUUACAUACACUUCAGGUUACAGACUUUGCUAACCCAGAAAUAGUACCUUGGGUUAAGAACUUUACUUCAGGAUGAGAACAGAAAUUGUGCAGUGGCGGCACAGCGGCAGCAGGAGGCCCCAUUAGCUAAAGUGGUGUUUCAGGUUAAGAACAGUUUCAGGUUAAGAAUAGACCUCCAGAACGAAUUAAGUUCUUAACCCAAGGUACCAUUGUUUACACACCCCCACAACCCCACACACCCCAGUGGAUUUAUUCUAGUUUUCACUUUUCCUAGUGGCAUUUUUUUUCAUUCUUUUUUUAAAAUUGCCAUAAGUACUGUGCUAAAACAUUAUGUCUUAUUUAUUUUAUUUUAUUCUAGAAUUUGUUGGCCAAACAGAGGAUGCUGCUACUGGAGCGGCUUCGAUCAUUGUCAACAAGGAAGGUGGGUAUCUAGGGAUAUUCUGAAUUUUUUUCCAACUGUUGUUCUAAUGAAGUUGCUGGGUUUUAAAGGGGGAAGGGAAUCAAUCAUUUUUCUGGGAUUCUGAAAGUUAAAGUGGCCGCCGCGCCCCCCCCCCCCCCAAUAUUCCUUAGGUUGGAGCUGCACUGUGGUUUAAUGUUCACUGAAAAUUAAAGUUCUCCUCACGCUUGGACAAUAAAUAACUGUUGGGGCGGAGGUAGAGAAAAGAAAAACCAACCCAACAACAUCCAGGAAGGACAGCACUACAGUUCAAUACAUUAGUCAGUACAACAUUACUCUUGCCAUUUACAUUAUCCUCGCUUAGCGGAAUUAGUUUGCUUGGUAACAAUAAAACCUGCAAUUUUAUCCUGCUCUUCCUUUUCUCACAAGCCUUCGUAGAUAGGUUUUGUAGCAUUCAUAUUUUCAAGAAAAGGUCAUUUAUAACAGAAGGGAGAAGAGCUGUAUCUCAUUGGUAGGACAUCUGCUUUGCAUGCAGAAGGUCCCAGGUUCAAUCCCAGGUUACACAGCAGAGCCAACGGAAGCCAGGCUAUCCCCAUCCAAAUCGGGACACGGGUAGCACUGUUGUCUAAACCACUGAGCCUUUUGGGCUUGCUGAUUGGAAGGUUGGCGGUUCGAAUCCUUGUGAAGGGGUGAGCUCCCAUUGCUCUGUCCCAGCUCUUACAAACCUAGCAGUUCGAAAGCACACCAGUGCAAGUAGAUAAAUAGGUACCACUGUGGCGGGAAGGUAAAUAGCAUUUCCGUGCACUCUGGCUUCGGUCACGGUGUUCCAUUGCGCCAGAAGCAGUUUAGUCAUGCUGGCCACAACACCCAGAAAUCUGUCUGUGGACAAAUGCCAUCUCCCUCUGCCUGAAAGCGAGAUGAGCGCCACAACCCCAUAGUCACCUUUGACUGGACUUAACCAUCCAGGGGUGCUUUACCUUUUACCUUUUACCUAUCCCCAUCCAGGUAGUGGGGGGGGAGAGAAAGUGGCAAGGCAUUAUCAAGUAGUACCAGGCCCUUUGUACUGUUUUGUUCCACCAUAAGAAACUGCCAUUCCAUUCUUCCUUGUUAUUGACGUCUUUUUAUCUCCACCCACCAUUCCUUUGAGAUACAAGAUGUUCCCUUGUUGCUGUUGAUUAUAGCUAUCCUGGGAAUAAGAGGGAGUAUUAUGACAACUUGGGGUCUUCCGGCUAUUUGCUAUGACAUUUUACUGACCCACAUAAAUUUUUGGUGGGGUGGAUGCCUUGGGGUCAAGCUGGCUCUGACAACAUUGACAGAACUGUAGUAUUCUGCAGACCCCUUCCUUGUGUUGUCUCUCCCUCCAAAUGCUCUGUGUAAUUUUCCACAUUGUUUGACUAGUUCUUACGUGUGAGAUGUCCUCUUGUAAAGUGCAGAUUAGCUCUUACAAAACCAAAGGAGAACAUUCAUCCCUAGUCUAGAAGAGGAAAGGAUGGAUGGCUGACCUGUUAUCCUUGAUCAAAUUCCAUAGCAGUCUUUUCUAGGAGCGAUUUCUGUUCUGAGCAAGGAUUUGAUGGGCUAAAUAGCUGACAUGUCUACAUCAGGUUAAUUAGUACAGAUAAGCUGACCCUGCCCAGAACCUAUUGCUUAAGACCAAAGGUAGAACUUUGUUUUCCCCAUGCAUGAGUUCCACAAGAAACCAAGCAAAGAUCAGGGCUUGUAGACAUAGGCUGGAAUCUGGAGGGCAAAAUUCACUUCCGCUCAUGCAAGGGCUUCUUCUCUGCAUGGCAUUCCAUGGCAUUCUGGACAACCUUCCCAACCUAUGUUCAGUCCUGAAAUAAGCUCUCAGUAUCAUGCUAUUCCGUGAUCACCUCCAAUAUUCACGUGCUUUCCUUGUGCCUGUCUAGUGAGAUGGUGCUGAGGGGAGCAUAGUAAUUCUGGGUGAGAAUGACAUCUCCUUUGUUCCCUGGCAUGGGCUCUGAUUGGGCAUGUCAGCAUGUUAUGACUGUGAACCUCAAAGGAUACUGGCCAGUCUAGCUGAGAGCACCAAAAUAGGCUGCUAUACAAUAUAUAUAAAAGCCAGGACAAGUGUGUGACUUCCCUGGGAGGCUUCUGGGGGCUCAAAACCCUGGCAAGGCCCAGCACUGUGCUAAAGACCUGGACAGGUCAUCCAGCACGUCACUUUCCUACAGUACCUCUGAUGUCGCAUUGUUCUGGGACACUGGGAAAUUUUAAAAAGCAGAGCUUAAGAUGAGCCGACUGGAACAGGCCAAUGACCCUUCUUGUCUGGCAUCUUGUUCUCACAAUGGCCAACCAGACACCUUUGGGAAGCCUGCAAACUGGACAUGAGUGCAACAGCACUCUGCCCUCCUGCAAUUCCUAGCAAUUGGUAUUCAGAGGUACAAUGCCUCUGACUGUGGAGGUAGAACAUAGCCAUUGAUAGCCUUGUCCUCCAUUAACUUGUCCGAUCCUCUUUUAGAUAGCUCGUUCGGUAGAGCAUGGGACUCUUAAAUCUCAGGGUCAUGGGUUUGACCCCCACGUUGGGCAAAAGAUUCCUACAUUGCAUGGGGUUGGUUGAGUUGACCCUCGUGGUCCCUUCCAACUCUGUUCUAUGAUUCUGAGUUGGCGGCCAUCACUUCUUCCUGUGCAAGCAAGUCCCAUAGUUUAACAAUGCACUGGGUGAAGAAGUUCUUUCUUUUAUCUGUCCUUGAACGUUCAGCUUCAUUUUGUUGCCGAGCAGCUUGGAGAUCACUGUAGCACUGCUGCCACCCACCAACACUGCCAGGUAAGUGUUGGUCACACCAACGCAGGAGACAGAGACAGUUUGCCAAGAGCCCCCUCAGAGUUGGAGCCAAACCAGGAAACCAGCAGAAGCCUGCUUCAGCUUAACUGUAUCUUUUGCUGUUAAUUAAUCAUUACACAAAGACUGAAGAAAGACUUUUUUCCAUGCAUGCGGAUGCCUGAGUACAAAAGGUCUUAAGUGUACCUUGAUACCAGUGAAAGCUUUUGUGUGUGUAUGUGUGUGUGUGUGUGUGUAUUUACACACUCUCAAACACACACACACACACACACACACACACACGUAAAAUUUAAAGAAGUAAGAUUAAAGAAAAGUAUGUCAAACACAAACUUUGACUCUGGAGGGGCGUGGGGAGAUGUUACGUGGAUCUCGUGUGUUAGCUUAAUAAACUUGGCAGCUGUUGUACAGCCAGAGGGGUUCGUGUUGGGUUGUUCAACAUCGUAGGCAGGAGGUAAAAACAGAGGAGCUCCACCCACAGCUUGACCUUGGCUACUUGAACACUGUCACCUAGCGAGCUGUCGUAGCUUGCUCGCCGGAGGAAAGUGGUUUAGAAAAUGAUACACAGGAAUGCUGAUUCUGCUGCUGAGGUUGUUGAGACAGUGUGCCCAAGUGUGGUCACUGUUGUCCAGCAGCACUAGCUAGAUGCUCCAGAUUAAAGGACACCUGCAAAGCUUGGUCAGCUUGUCACUUAAUCCACUUCCUAGUGUGGAAUUCUCAGUCCCACCAUAAAACAGUAGCCUUCAGACUUUUCAGACCUGGGACCCACUUUUUUGAAAAAAGCAAAUUAACGGUGCUUAUUUUCUAUUCCACAAUAUGUUUGCUGUUCCUUUUCUGCUUUACUGUCUCCCUCUUAAAAAUAAUAAGAGAGGAUAAUGAUAUUUAUAUCCCAGAUUGGGGGGUAGGAAAUAAAGAGGACAGGACUUCAGCACUUUCAAUAGUCCUGCAAAAUGCACCUUCUAAAAUUCCCUUUUUGAUACAGCUUUGAAGGUGCAGGAACUUUGCCCUUUUCCCAAUCUCUCCAUUUUAGACCCUAAUGUAAUAAUAAUAAUAAUAAUAAUAAUAAUAAUAAUAAUAAUUUAUUAUUUAUACCCCACCCAUCUGCCUGGGUUUCCCCAGCCACUUUGGGCAGCUCCCAACAGAUAUUAAUAAAUGUAACCUACAUUAAUUUGGGAUCUUAACAACUUGAUAUGGGGUCCUGAUGUGUUUGUUGAAGACUUUUGCUCCAGAUUCUGGAUUCCCUUCUAGAAUUCAGUGUGUCUCAACUGUUUGGUCAGAACAAACCAAAUGAGUUAGUUCUUCAUGCAGUCAAUAGUUAUCAUAUUCUGUGGUGUGAGAUAUAUUUAGUGGCCACUAGCUUAUAUGGACUUAAAAAUAAAUAAAUAACCAGGUGGGUAAGUAUCUUAAUGGCCAUUGUGGCUAAAAAUGGAACCUUCAUUUAGCUCAGAAAUUCUGAGUUGUAUCCAGCAAGGUCAUCCCAGUCCUGCAAGGGCAGUCCACUUGAGCAACAAGUUUAUCCCUGUGAUCCUCGGAUGAAGGGCAGAAUAUAAAUAAAUAAACAGAACUUCCCUUCCUUGUUUUCUUGCUCCUUCUGCACUUCACAAAUCUGUUCUGGGGUUUCCCCAUCCUUUCAGAGCAAGUUUUAGGAGGGGGUGCAAGUGGAAGUCCUUAGGCGCAUGGAAAAACUUUGUUAGAUAGUCACUAUUUCUCUGAUUAAAAGGCACCACUGCAAACACUGGUAAUAGUUAUCUCAGUCAUGCACUGUUUGAGAAUCUCCCAGGGACAACUGGAUCACCAUUGUUGAAGAUAAAACAAUGAACUUUGGUGCGAUUCAACAUGUGGAUUCCUUUCUUCUUAAGUCUUGGAAGCUUUGCAACAAAUUGCAUCAUGUGCUUCAUAUCUAGGACCAAUGUUAUCUAGGACAAACUUUCACACAGUUUCUAGUACCUUCCUACUGAGGUUUUCAGAAACUAAAUGAUAAGAGUCCAAUCCAACAAGGACUCUUGGAGGAACUCAUCCCGGGAAGAGGAGGGGGACUGUGAAGACCCCCCAACACUACUGAGGAUCCUGAAGAAAAUGCUGUCACAGUCAAGCUCUCUAGUUACUAGCCCCGAAAACAAUUUGCCUGCCCCCAUGACCCCCACACAAAUGCUUGCCUCUGGCACAGACUCUGUCUUCACCUAUAGAGCACACAUGCACACAUAUACAGGGGCUGCGGUGGUGUUUGGGCCAAAAGAAAUCCAGAGCUGGCAGAUGAGUUAUUGCCUGGUGCUUCGCUAUAGGUGGGGAGCAGUCUAGUCAGGAAGGAGAGGGAGCCAGAGAAGAACCAGGUGUGCACUGAGAUCCAGCAGUUGAGCUGGAAUGGGAGGAGCUUCCUGGGCGGAUAUAAGCCUCCUAGUCUCUCCUGGACUUGUGCUGGGAUGACAGCUGCUUAUCAUGCCCCCACAAACCAGCUCCAAGCUCAGCCUCCCAUGAACCUGUUUCAGUUACGGUACCUUUGCUCCAUCUCCAUCUCUGGUUCACCUUGUUCCCAGACAUGGGGAAUGGACAACAGACACUGCGCAGGGCACAUUAGGUGCAACUCGGGAGGCUCUUGGUGGGCUCGUUAAUAAUAGGCAGGUUUCUUUCCCCUGUUCAGACAUUCACUGAGUAUGUGGAAAGAAGAGUGCAGCUCCACAUACUGGACAACCCAUAACUCAGGCCUCGGUGCCUUGACCAGGAGAGUCUGAAUGAGGAAUCAAAUGGUGUUUGGCUGAAUACACUUUGAAUUCUUCAUGCAGUCAGGGAUCCCAGUCUUAAGUCUGCGUGAAUUCAGACACAAGGAUUCAAACUGCAUUCUCAGCAAGGAUUUGAAGUGCAUUUAGCAGAAUGUGUGUCCCACUUCAGACUUUCCUGCUCAACACAUGAAGUUUGGGGUUGAACCAAUUAAGAUACUGUAGUUCCGGCUAGCGUGUGUGAUCUUCUCCCACUGUCCCUCCACACAUUCGGAAAACAGGUCUUUUGUCUGAAAGGGAAAAGAGAAGGGCAAAAAGCCUGGGCUUUAACCAAAAUAAGCUUUAACAUGUGACUGUUUGAGCUAUGUUACCAGUGGCCUAAUUGCUUUGGAAACUUGAAUUCCUCCCUGUGAGUUCAUGAUGUUAUCUUAUCACUGUAUUUUUGGGAGGCGCUUUUUUGCACGCAAGGCACUUAGAAGUCUCAUUCAUGAAAAAUACUGUGUUCCUAAAGCUUAGCUCUUCCUUUGCAACCAACCCACAGCCAGUCAGGUGACCAUUCAUGAUUUGCAAGCCUCAACCCUUCUCUGGUGAAGCUUAAUCCCUCCAACUGCAUCCCACCCCCGAGAUCAGCUUCCUGUGGCUGCAGCUAUGACCCAAUACAUCUUCCAAAUGCAAUGGGAUUUACUCCUGAGAAAGAGAGAAGUCUGAAGUGCAGAAUCACAGAGAUGAAGUUUAAACUCUUAGCAUUUCAAGCCCCUCCUUUGACGGACACACAGCCGGAGUGGAAACACGUCAAACCAUGACACCGUGUACCGACAUGGAAUUGAAACACAGCCCCACUGCAUUUUAAGCCUUUAAUGUGUACAUGGCCUUAGCAACACUCCCUAGCGAUAGCAGUAACUUCAGGAACAGGCAGACACUGGUGUGGAGGAAAGCCAGGCUCAGUGUAGUGUGUGGUGAAGCAGCACUGACAUCUCCUUCCCUGGGGUCAUGGAGACUCCAGGAAUAUAAUCACACCAGGCAUUUGUACCAUUCUCUGGCUUGGAUGUGCAGUAUGUGCAACAGCACCACUGUAAAACACGCCCUAAAGGCAAGGCUGCAUGCUACAGUAAGCUGGAGCUAUACAUUAUGAUAAACGCAAGCUGCCGCCGAAAGCAACAGACCCUUGUCACGUUCCCCUCCCCACCCACCCCUCUCAGAAUAAAGUGUAAUGAAACAUAACUGAGUUCUGAUGUCACCAUCAAAAUACAAAUCUGAAGUUGUGGUGCCCGUUCCAAGGAAGCGGUGGGUUCUUCUAAAAUAACUUGACGCUUGCUGUUUAUUUGUUUUAUUUCAGAAUUGUUAGUCCACUUAUUUGCAAGUUCUAGUCAUCACAGUACUUUUUCUUUUUAAAAAACAAACACACAUGCUGAAACAUUAAGUAGGUGCCUUCUGUCUCAAUUUUUAAACAGCUGUUGAAAACUCUUCUAUUCCAUCAGGUUUAAGCAGGCAAUUAAGAAUAACAUAUUUCCAUAAUAGUUGGCUAUUUUCUGAUUUCAACAUUUUAUAUAGUUUUAAUUGAAUGAUUUUGUGUAUAAUUGUUGUAAACUGCUCUGACACUUUUUAUGAAUAGUGGUAUGUAAAUAUUUUUAAUAAGCAAACAAAUAAAAGCACAUCAGAAUGAUUUCUGUCCCCACGCUGGCUUAAUCUCAGCCUUGAAGGGCCCCUAUUAGAAGAACUUUGAGCAGAUCAUUUUUUUAAACCUAAAGGGGUUGUAUUCCCCUUUGACCAACGCUCUUGAGAGUCAUGCGGCAGUGGUAGACAAGCAAAAGCGAGUCUCUCUCACACACACAUUUUCAUAUAUUGGGACAGGCAUUCUGUAUUGGGACCAAAAAGUUUUCCACUGACAAAUUUCUGUUAAAGCAUCCUCUUGACAAACGUUAAUGGACACUUAGGAAUCAGUUGACCUAAGGAUGUGUCUCUCCAGUGUGCUUCAUGUAUCUGAUGAAUUGUCUUGAGCCUAUGGAAGCUCAAACCAUAAUAUUAUUUGAAACGACAACAUAGCAUGAAGUUCCCCAGGUGCAAGCUCUGAUUGAAGCGAAGGGGAGAUGUACAGCUAUGUGGGUAGAAUCCAUCCCUUUGCAAAAGAGACUGGUUGCAUGGUUACUUGUAAACAUUUUAAAAACCAGAAUUCGUUUGUUUUUUAGGGGAAAACUUUAUCGUCAUUGUUGCAGGAGCAAAUUUGCUUUUGAAUUCUGAUGACUUAAAGAGGGCUGCGCACGUCAUCUCAAACGCUAAAGUCAUGGUCUGCCAACUUGAAAUAACCCCAGCUAUUUCUCUGGAAGCCCUGAAAAUGGCACACACCAGUGGAGGUAAUCUAAUAAUUAUUUGCUCCCUUUUAAAAUGUUUUUAUAUCCUUUCAAGGCAGCAGGGCUUCAGGACUAUUUUUAAAACUCAGUAGUGGAAAAGAAGGUGACGUGUGUUUGGCAGCUUGUGCCAGAUUUGAAAAGAAGAGCGAAACUAUGAUUUCAUUUGAUUGGCAUGACAAAGUUCUUCUCUUAAUUGUCAUAAGAGGCACAUACUCACUGGCUGGGUUCAUGGAGCCUUCCCCAAACUGAUGCCCUCCAUAUCUUUUGGACUGCCAUGUCCCAUCAUCCCUGAUCAUUCUCCAUGGGAAUUUUAGCCCGAAAACAUUUGGAGCACAUAAGUUGGGAAGGCGAUGUCAAACCAUGGUUUAGUGUUCUGUGCACGAGCAGCAAGAAGCCAUUGCAAGCCUUGGAUUUUUAUGCUCCUGCCUUUCUUCCUCCUCCAUUACUGGAAGGGGGACUACAUAGCUUCACUUUCUGCAAAACACUGCUUGUCAUUAUGUACGGCCCAAGGGACUGGGGUUUAAAACAAACUGGUUAGUUAAACAAGCCAGCUUCGAAACCCAUAGUUUGAAGUUGGCUUGCUUAGAAAUUGGACAGAGUUUGUUUUAAAACCACAGUCUUUGCUUCAUCCAUAACAAUAAGCCACGUUUUGUGGAAAGUGAGGCUAAAUUCUUCUGCAUGACCCUUUACUGCAGCAGUCACACCUCUGAAUGUUGCUUUCGCCUACAGUCACCCUUCUUGUUCUCCUUACUUGCUACCCCAGAAAUUAGUAAAACUUCAGUCCUACAGCCACUUGCCUCAGAGGAUGCUUCAUUGAAUUCAAUUUGAAUUACACUGAGCAAACAUGCAUAAGUUUGUGUAAUCUUUUGCUUAGAAAACCCAUUUGUUUCAACAGUGCACACCUGCGCUAGGCUAGAGUGACAACCUUGUGCAUCUUAUGAAGUGACCAUAAUAAAUUUGUUGUGCCAUAAUAAAUUUAUUAGUGUUGAAGGAGCUCUUUUUGUAGCAGCAAGGGCAAAUUAUUAAGUGUUUCAUUACAUCACACGUGUUAAACCAAAAAUAAAUAAAAAAUUAUUAGGUGAAUGUGAGCAAGAAAGGCAUUAGCAAGUUAAGGCAAGAGACUGUGUAAUUGGAAGAUCAGAACCAUCCUAACCAUUCCAUCUUUCGUCACAGUGUGCUCCGUACUCCAGUAAAUCUAUGGCCACCUCUGCCCUAGAUGACAGGACAAACAUGUCAAACUGCCUUGUAUAACCACAUCCCCAUAAACACUUUGCUAACACUGCGCAGUAUUAAACACCCUCCCAGCUGGAGUGUGUUAGUGGCAUUUCCUUUCCUUUAGUCUGCAGAUGCUGCAUGUUUAAUGCAGGGGUUUAUGUUAGGAAGCACACUAGACUAUUUGUGUUUAACAGAUGCACACCGAGAUGCCAUGCACAAAAGAAAGGGGGAAGUGAGGAAACGGAAGCUUGUGGUUGUAAGCCCUCUUGUCCCCAUUCACUUACCCCCGUUUUACAAGGCUGCGAACCGACAGUGUUACACUUGCCGAUGUCUCACUGUCCUCCUAGUAGUCAUUAAAGGUCCCUGUGGCAGCUUUUGUCUAAGCGCUGGCCUCUGUUUUGACUGGCACAGUGCCCGGACAGGUCAUUAAAUCCUGCAUGCCAAAGCGAUUGUAGCACUCUUGACUCGAAUGUUAUUCUUCUUGUUCGCUUGAGUAGUUAAAUGGAAGAGCUGAAGUCACCCAUUUAUGGACCCUGCUUUCUCAGAAGUGCCUAAACAAAAACAUUGAUUCACCCACCAUUCUGCUUUAAAAAAUAAAAUAAAAUUAUUGCUAUACUGCCUUAUAACCACAAGUCUCAGGGCGAUUCGCAAGAUAAAAUCACAAUAUAAAAUACAUAAUAAAAAUAAGAACAAGAACAACUCAAUUAACCACCACCCCAACACAUUCUUAUUGGGUGUCAAUAAACCAAAGGUUGAAGAGGAAUGUUUUUGCCUGGCACCUAAAGGUAUAUAAUGAAGGAAUUUUCAAGCCCCUAGGGCACGGGUGGGCUACCUAUGGCCCUGGUUUCACCUUCAGUCUAAUUUCAAAAGCCUUCUGCAAGCCGACAUUUCAGAUCUCAGGCAAGAGCGAUCUGUGCCCCCUCCAGGUAGCCCACUGGGUGAUGCAAGGGGGAGAGACAAGUGGGUGGCAGAAAGGGAGAGAGAGAGAUAAAAGUGGAUGGUUCUGGCCCUGCCCACCACCAGGAUGUAGCUCCCUGAAGCAGUGUGGCCACCAAUGGGGGGGAUGACCCCAUGUCCUACCUGCUAAGGCUGUCCCUCCCUCGCCAGGGGUGGACUUUGCUUCAAAGAAAACCAGCUUGCAGGCAAGCCACCACAAGCUGACAGGGAUGGGCCUUGACUCUCCUGACGUGGCCUGCAGACCUCAGAUUGCCAUCCCUCUGACUAAGCCAGCAGUCCUGACAGUAGAGGCUUGCAUCAUUGCAACAGGAGACAGUAGGUGGCAAGCUGCUUUGCUUGCCUUCUCCACCCUACCGUGUCUUGAUGGGGCUAGAGAGCAUUGUGCCAAACUACCAUCACACAGUCAGCAGAAUAUAGGGAGUUGGUUGCCCUGUCGCAUUAGAUUGCUGGUAGUCGCUUGAGCAGCCUUUUCUAUUACUGUACGGAUUAUCCUCCUGUGCAUUUUGCAACCUGUCUUGGACAUAUUCCAGCUCCUUUCCUUUAAUUUGCUUAUACUCUAACGGGAUAGAAAGUGCCUCCCUAUCUUCACAGCUCCUUUCUCAUACUACAAAAGUGUGCUCUCAACCAUUUUGGGGGAUGGAGUGAUGAAAAACCUUACUUCAUUUCCAGUGCUUACAUUUUAGUUUCUGCAUAGUUUAGGCAAAUCUCCCCCCUCCAUUUCCCCUUUCUUAAAUAACCAUUUUGCUGGGUGCUGCUAGCAUGAUCUGGGGUCGGUUCCCCUCACUGUGUCUCUGUGGGGGGGGGGUUUCUACCUUACAAGAUAGCACCCUUCCAAAGGCAUUGCUAGGAAAGAGGAGUGGCUGCCCCAUUGAACAACUACCCCCCUGCCCCCCAACAAUGCCGCUGGAAGGUUGUUACAAGGCAUCCUCUCACAGAGGCACACUGAGGAGAAAUAGCCUCUGACUGCACUAGGACUGCCACCCUUGCUUGUCACAUUGGCAGAAAGUUUAUGGAAAGGAGGAGGAUAUGGCUAUGGUGUCUUGAAAUCAAAUUGCAAGUCCCUCUCCCUUGCCCCUCAAAAAAAUUAAAAUCUAUUUUUUUCCAGCUCAACAAAGCUUGAAGCACAUCUUUUCCGCUUGCCGGCACUUGAUCAUCAGAAAACAUGAGAAUUUGAGCCCAUCUUUAGCUUAUACACAGUGCACUAGGGAGUGCUGUAGGAGCACUGUGUGCUUCUGUUUCCCAUAUUUACUUUUACAGAGGCUCAGACAAUCAACUCAAAGGCAUUAAGUUUGACCACGGUUUUGAGGAAGGGUCUAGGUGCAACAGCUAGCUGAGCGGGUAGCCUUGGUUGGGCCAAGCUUCAGAGAUUCUGUGGGAUGAGGCAGGCUGCUUAUUUACUGAGGCACAUGCUGGCAAUGAGCUGCCAUUUCUGCUGUAUGAACUUCAUUUCCUUCCAUGUUCCGCAUUGGAAGUAUUCCUGCUGCAAUAGGUAAACGUUAGGAUAACCAGAAUCAUGUUCAGUGAAUUACAUUUCUAAUAUGGAAGAGGGUUUGUUUAAUAUGGAAGGCUGACAGGGCACAGGAUGUUAAAGACAAGCUGGAUUCUGUAUUUGGUACUUCCAUUAGCUGAGUGAGUUUCCAUGCACCUUUGAUUUUCAAAUUAAAAGCAGCAAACAGCCUUGUGAUUCUUAGAUGGAAUAUCUUAUAAAAAUAUUAAACAAAUUAGCAGUAACUCAACUUUCUGUUUUCUGAAUUCAGCAGAGCUUUCAUUCUGCUAAUUAAUUCUUCUUUUCUCACUUUGAUGACAGUGGCAUGAUAAUCAGGGCUUUAAUAUUCUAACAAAAUUGGUUAACGAAACCAUUAUUAUUUAUUGUGAAUCGGAGUUGCUUUUUUGUUUUGCAACAUGAGAAAGUAGGAUAUUUUCCUGAAGAUUUGUAGGUCUGCAAGUAAUUUAUAUAUCUUGGUGGGGAAUGUGGAGCUGAAAGUGCCUUCGCCAUAACAACACAGAGUUUUUGCUGGAUUCUGCCCAAUUAUUCAUAUUCAAGCAUCAUGUGCCAUUGAUUUAGACAUUUUCCAUUUUCUUAUAGUGAAGACUUUAUUUAAUCCUGCUCCAGCCGUCGCUGACCUAGAUCCACGAUUUUAUACCUAUUCUGACAUCAUCUGCUGCAAUGAAACUGAGGUAAAUACGUGUCAUCACCAUGAUUUUGGUCGCUCUGGACCAAUGCAACUUUUAAAAUCUGUUUUCUGCAUCAUCUUUUCUGCAUUUAAAUGCAAGUAAUUGGUUCAAAUUCUGAAAAUGCUGUGUUGUACAAUGCUGGCUUUACUUGGAAUGGGCUGAAUAGCACCUGAAACAGAACUGAUAAUCUCUCCCCCCCACAAAAGGUCUCCAUCUCACUGGUUGCAGUGGCAUACCAAAGAGGAAAUAAACAUACAGUUCAUACUUCAACCCAGAAAGCUUUGACCGAUGGCUGGGUUUGUAAUGUGUAAUCAUUGUUCAAAAUUACAAGAAUAAAAUAAAAUAAGAGGAUUAAGCGAUAUUCUCGGGGUGGUGGAGGGUGUGAGUGCUGUGUCCCCUUGGUGUGGUGAUGGUGGCACUCGCCCUUCUUCUGAUAGAAAAUGCUCUGUUGGAGGGUGGCAAAAAUGGGGGGUCGAGGAGGAUCAGUUGGGAGGGAAGGAGAAAUGUCCCUAUUUUCAUCUGAGUAGUGUUGGAGGGUCUAGGAUAGCACACUGUAUAAACCUGGGUGAUUCCAUCAGACUGCAAGAAAGAAAGAGAAGGAAAGUAGGGCUAUUCUGUCGUCUUCUCCUCCAUGUGUCACCUUGCAGUGCCCAGUGCUAGCAAACUACCUGAAUUUUUUCCAUGCCAGCAAGCCAGCCACCAUUAUAAGAACUGUAACUAUAAGAACUGGUACUUCCCACUUCUCCUCUUUUCCCUUUUCUACUGUGUCUUUUCUUCUCCCAACCCAUCCUUUCCCCCCUUUUGUGUUGUGUCCUUUAGAUUGUAAGGCUGAGGGCAGGGACUGCCUUUUUAAAAAGUUGCUCUGCAACUUGAUUUGGGAGCCUUUUUCAUCGAAGAGCAGGGUAAACAUGCUUUGAAUAUAGGCUCGUAAACAAUAAACUAUAGAUCCAGUGCACUGCCUUGCUGAACUUACUCAGCUAUAUCCAACUCCACUCUUGACAUUUCCAGUCUAGUUUUUGUCGUCUUGUAUCAUGUCUGGAAGUCCACACAGUCAGCCUGUGGCAGAGAUGGGGCAUGCUUGCAGGUCUGCCUGAUUGAAGCUCACCUCUGUGUCCAUAUAGUUCUCAUGCAUCCACAUGGUCCCAAAGAUGAAAAGAACGGUGCCAUCUCUCACACCAGGUUUUCUCCCAUUGAGGGCCAGCAUGUUGAGAGGUGAAAGAUCCCACAUAGCAGGGUUUAUAGAUAAUUUAGUAAAAUUAUUACCUGCAUUGGAACAGAUGAAGCUUGACCAUACAGAACACAGCAGUAUAGGGGGUGUGUGUAGGGGGCAGAAAAAAGAAUUCAGAGCUCAUCACAAUUAACACCCGUUCAACUUUUUGUGCUGACUAGCCACCUACUUCAAAGGGAAGUGGAAAUUUAUGCCCCAUUGUCAACAUGAGCUGUGAAGUUUCUGCCAGGUUCCUUAAUAAUUCAUACUGUGUGCUUGUAAUCGUCCAUUUAUGAUUGGCUGAUAACAGUUAUAGGAUCAGACAGGAAGUUUCUGUUAUUUAUCUUCUCGGCAGCAGAGGCAUAAAACUAGUCUGUGACUUAGCAAAGCCUUGGAAGUACCCCAAGUUGCUGCAAACCCUGCCACAUGGGCUGCAUCCUCCAAAUAAUCUGUUGGAUGGAAGCACAUCCACCAAACACUUGUGGAUGCUUUGACAACCACAAAUACUUGGUAUUGUGAAACAUUUUGUUCAUUCCGAAUUGUUGUGCUAGAAUGGAGCAAAAAAACAAGGGUAUAAUAUCAGUGGGCUAUCUACCACAAAGGAUAUUUCACAAGCUGUGGUUUCAGAUACAUAUUUUUCAUUGCUUUAAUAAACUUUUAUUUGUGCAGCUUCUACUUCUUUGUAUGUGGUUCGUGUGCAAAAUACUGAGAAUGCAUCUUGCAAGAUUAUCAGUUCCUGAUUUUUUGCUUAGCUGGUAGUUUGGUCCCCCCCCCCCCCGACUUUUCCCAGAAAGAUCAAGCCUGUUGAAACUGGCUUGUUAAUUCACUGUGCACCAGAUGCAGCAGAGCCUAAUCCCUGAGGUUUGCCCAGGAAUGUGCUGGUUCUCUGUUCUUUCUAAUUCUUCUAAUAAAAGAAUUGCAGAAUAAGUAUAUCAAAUGUUGGUCCUGUGGAAGCCAAAACCCUAAGGUUGUGUGCCACUAAGUGAUUUCAGACUUGAAGGGAAAUCGUUGUAGGUGUUGCAUUUAUAAUGUCCUUGGCACUUUAGAGAGUUAUUCCAGGGGGAAAAACCAAUCUCAGAUGUGCAGGGCCAGCCAUGUGUAUGUUACUGAAUGCAUCUGUUGCAUUCACAUAUAAGGGGUAUGUGUGUGAUAUUAUUUACACAAAAAACAUGCAGAGGAGGGAAGCCCAAACCUGCCCCCUUCCCAUCUCGCCUCUGUUCAGGGGUGCCAACUUGAAUAAAAUAUGGGAGGGGGGAGGUAAGCCCCGCCCUGCAUAAUCGAUCACACAAACCAUUUGAAUGACAAUGCCUAUCAACUUGGGGGGGCAGCCCCCUCAAAUAUUUUAUUGGGAGGACCGAAGCCCCCUCGGCUCCUAGGAUUUGGCUCCUAUGUUUUUGUUGCUUUAAGCUCAGGGAUAGGAAAUAUUUUUGCCUGAAGACCAUGUUCCUUUCAGGGAAGCCACCCCAGGGCCAUUUUACAGUGGUGGGUGGAGCCAGAGACAAAGGUGGUCAGAGCAACAAAUGUAAACUCAAUCUUUGUAUAGUAGUGUAGUCUCUACACCACCACCACCCGUAACAUGGACCUAAUGGCAAGUGAAAAAUCCCAACAAUGGAUGGGACUUUGCUGAGCAAAACUGGCUGAAGCUGGGUGGCACAAUGCUUUUUGCAUUUUCCACGUUAUGGAAAAUGCAUUGCUAUUUUUGCAUUUUCCGUAGUAGACUUGGAACAUGCCCGGUCAUGUUUCAAAAGGUGUGACAGUUUGGAGUGGGUACAAUGAAAUAAGGAGUCACACCUUAGAAAUUCAUUUCUGCAGAAUGUGACCUUGCAUAUCUUUACGCUGUUGAAUUCUGCAUUUCUGCAUUUUCUGCUUAAGCACUUGGUUCUGCAGCAGCAGCAUUACCUGUAGAUACGGGGGGGGGGGGGCUAACAGAUGUUGCCAACUCCAUCUCCCAUCAGCCUCAGCCAGCAUGGCUAAUGGUCAGGGAUGAUGGAACCUGUAGCCCAACAACAUCUGGGGGUACUACAUUGACUGUAUAUUGACUUGUAGAUUAACAAUAUAAGUAAUUUGGUCAUUUCCUCAUCUCUCUGUGAGUGUUUUAUGCCUUUUUGCAAGAUGUGGUGGUAGGAGCCAGGGGGAAGAAUCUCAUUCCCUUGGUCUUAUGUAGAAAGCUCUUUAAAAAUAUCCUCCUUGGCCUCCUGCUAUUGUGUCUUCGUUUUCUUUUUUAGAGCAGCCAUUAGUUAUUUCCUCCAAUUGUAUUGUUUUUUAUAAAAAAAAGUGAUUUUAUUGGAGGGAGGAACUUUCCAACACAGCCCAGCAGUUUUAUAUUUAAUUUCACAAUUGACACUUUGUGGUACAUUUUAACUUUUGGCACGUAGCAUCUGUCUUGUGUCUGUUACCUUUGCGGGAAAUCGACUCCUUGCCUGCCUUGCGGUGUCCUCAUUUCCCCCCUCUCCCUCUUUAUCUCAGCUGCAUCACAAUUGUUGCAAAUACAGCUGGAGGCAACUCUUUGCAGAUGGCAGACGCAGCAGAAACUCCUAGAGGCAUCUGUAUUUGCCUAAUCGGUCCGCAACCACCUUUGUAUACUGUGCAGCACAGAAGGAGGGCCAGACAAUAACAGUCAAGGACUGUGGGCGCUCUCUGGGAUUAAAGCAAUAGCACAGUGUUCUCUUCUAAACUAGGUACUAUCACAAUCCAUGCAAUCAACAGGGUGUGGUGCAGAUGUAUUUGCAUCUUGCAACCUGCCCUUCCUUCAAGGACCUCAUUGUGGUAUUGCCUCAUUGUGGCAUUGUAGCAUGCGCCCCACUUUGGGGGAUGGUGAGAAGGGCUAGGGCCAAUGCUACAGGGUUUCAUCUCUAGACCAGAAUGAAACGGUGGAAAUUAUUAAGGAAGCAGACUUUGGCAAGGCACUAGGAGAAACUUGCUAACAGUAGACGGCAUUUGAUGGUGGAAAAGACUGAGCAGUGGACUCUCCUUAGGAGACAGAAUCAUAGAGUCUUAGAGUUUGAAGGGACCCCAAGGGUCAUCUAGUCCAACCCCCUGCAAUGCAGGAAUCUCAGCUAAAGCAUCCAUGACAGGUGGCCAUCCAACCUCUGCUUAAAGCAACUUGGACACUUCUCAGGAGUGUGACCCCAGGUUCAGCUCCCUCUUUCUCUGUGUGUGUAAUAAUGACAAUAAUAAUAAUAAUUUAUUAUUUCUACCCCGCCCAUCUGGCUGGGUUUCCCCAGCCACUCUGGGCGGCUUUCAACAGAACCGUAAAAACAGAAUAAAACUUCAAAUAUUAAAAACUUUCCUAAACAGGGCUGCCUUCAUAUGUCUUCUAAAAGUCAGAUAGUUGUUUAUUUCCUUGACAUCUGAUGGGAGGGCGUUCCACAGGGUGGGCGCCACUACCGAGAAGGUCCUCUGUCUGGUUAUAUAUUCCAAAACUUCUCUCUCUCUCUCUCUCUCUCUCUCUCACACACACACACACACACACACACACACUGGAUUGGCUUAUAAAUGAACCAAGCCUUCCCUUCCCCCUUCCCCCUUCCCCUCUCCCCCCCCCAAAGGGAAAGCAUGGUUAUUUCCCAAGCCAAUCCAAACUCCUUCAUUUCCCCCUAGGAAAGCCCUUCCAAACAACCUCCUGCGCAAAGCAACACAGACCUCCCCCCCCCCAUUGCUUUACAUAGGGUCUACUCCCAAGGAAAAUGGGGAAGGAACAAGAGGGAAGCCCCACAGUAGUUUUCUUAGAGGUGGUUCUUCAAAGCAGCUCCUUGGGUAAAGCAAUGGAAAAUCAUUUACCUCCCUUGAACAAGGGAAGUUCAUGGUGGAAUCCCCGUUACGGGCACAGCACGCAGUUGGCCACUUCACACAUUUUACUAGGGUGGGUUUUUUAUGUGCACCUAAAAACGUUGCUUGUUUAAUGUAUUUUUUUAAAAAAAAUGUGCUUUUGAGCAUGUGUCUCAUGCACAAAUCAGGAAACUGGGUUUGGCUGAACGCCAGAGCCCUGAAUUAAUUAUUUGUAGAGGUUAUUACAAUAGAUAUUAUGUUAUUCUUCAGCCCACUACUCUGAGUCUGGUACAUCAGUACGAUACCUCAUUUGUGGAAAUAAUAAAUUAAGGGCUGAGUGGUUAAUCUGUGCUUUCAAAGGGAUUUAUUGCACCUCCCACUAUAUUUCCUGGUACACACCAUUGUCUCUCAAUGCAUUUAAUAGUAGCAAAUAUUACAUAUCUGUUUCACAUAGCUAGUAGUCUUAAAAUAAAUUGAUGUUUUUGCUUAAUCCCCGCCCACCCCAAGCUGAUGUGGGUUUUGUGUUGUUUCAACCUUUUCCCCUAGGCAGAACUUUUAACGGGAAUCCCAGUUGGCAAUGUUGAAGAUGCUGGGUGUGUGGGACGGAUCCUGCUCGAGAGAGGCUGUAAAACAGCCAUUGUAACUUUGGGUCCUGAGGGCUGUGUGUUGGUCUGCGCAAAGGAACCCACCCCGAAACAUAUACCCACCAAGAAGGUCACCGCUGUGGACACCACGGUAUGUACUUGCGAUACAAAAGCCUUGCUUUGGGGGGAGGCUGCAUACACAUUACCAGCUUAAAACGUGGCUAUGUCAUUUUUUUCUUCAAUUCUGAUAGAAUCUGGUUGCAGGGGGCACACACCUCAAAACACAGUAUUUCAUAAGAAAUCACAGUAAAGGUGUGGAUUGUGGCUAAUGUCGUGUGCACGCCAGUUCCCAAACCAGCAUUGGGAUGCAGUGCUGGAUGCAGAGUAAACCGGAGUGUGUACACAACUAAUUAUUAUUUGAACACUAAAAACUCAGAGUAAUCAGCCACAUCUUUGGGCAAGGCAUAAUGCAUGCCAGCAAACUAUCCCAUUCCAUCCCAUUGCACAGUGCAUGUCAGUUCACCCAAGGUUUAUAGGCUGGCGUUCCAUAGACAGGACAGACCAGCAUGUACUGAUGAAAUCAUUGUAUUCCUCCUUCACCCUCCUGUCUAUUCCGUAUUGCGGCAAACAGUGUGCGCGGUGACUCUGUUGCUACUUGUGGAAGAUGGCGACAUAAUCCCUCAGCGCCAUCACCUCGAAACACCCCUGCUCUUUCUGUGGUGGGAGAAAGGAGACGCCCAGCCAUUCUCUCCUCAGACUCCCCAAAAUUGAAUGACUGGCUCUGUCCACACAUGCCUGAGCUGUUUGUGCUGGCAAAAGCCUUUUGCUUUGUAGAGCUUAAGUAAUAUCAGGUGCUCAGAUUCCACAGGGCAUAGUUAAAAGGCAGAAGCGGCAUGCCGUGCCAAAUUAAUUUUGUCGCGAUUUGUAAGGUCAAUGACCUGCAUCUUUCAUAAAGCCUGAGGUUGGGGUCCCCCCCCCUUCAUUCCUUUCCUGUUUAUGAUCAAGCACUGACUGAACACUCCUUCAGUGGAAUGUUAGGAUUAUUAGCUCAGCAGCAGCAGCAGCAACAACAGCCAUCAAGAAAGGCAAUAGUUAAGGUUCCGAUAGCAAUAUUAUCUCACCCCCAUUUUUACAAGAGCUGGGACAUUUUGUACUCGCAGUUCUGUCUGAUGCAAAUCCAGAGUAGUUUUGGUGAGAGCACUGUAUGUACUAGCUAUACAUUUUAACUGCCUGAUGUCAUGAAAUGUAACAUGUGUUCUCCUGCUGCAACCGUGACAUUUCCCCCCCUUUUGUUAAAAGGCAAAACAUAGUUCUGCUAUGUACCUAAAACCAGAAUAGCCAGUUCAAUUCAGGAGAAGGCAAAGGAAACGGAUCUGUGCUCGUGCUGACUGCCUGUGAGCAGUGCCGUGGUGGCUGCCUCAAGACCCUCUUUGCAUCUCUCCCCCCCACCCCCAAAAAAUAGCAGACCAGAAUUCUGAAUACAAGCAGUCGCGAUCCAAAGGAGCAGGCAAGCAUAUUGAUCUUGAAUGUUCCCGAGGUUUCCUGCCCCCUCCCAAGCCAUAAAUAGCAGGCCGGGAGUCUGUGCAGAAAUGGACCAUGAUCCAAACAGCCGUAUUUCCAUGCUUCGUGUGUGCAGCCUAAUUCUUCCUCCUCCAGAGCAACUGCUGCCAUAAGCUUCUGGAGUUUCCCCACUGAGUUUGUCACUGGCACUGUAAUCAGGGUGGAUAAAAAUCAAUGAUUUUUAAAAAAUGAAUUUUUUAAAAUUAAAAUUGGAUUUUUUUAUUUAAAUCGGAUUUUGUUUAUUUAAAUCGGAUUUUUAAAAUAAAAUGCCUUUGGAGGAAAAGUCUUUCCAAAUAUAGUUUUCUAUUUAAGUUACAUUAUAGUCCAAAGGCUAUUCAUCAGGAAAUAAGGAUUUGUUUUAAGUUUUUCAUAUGUGCUAAAACUCAGUCUAAGUUUUUUAAAACAACAACAACAACAACACCGUUUAACCACAUCAGUUAACAAACAUGGAUACAUAUGCUAUAAUGUUACUGUUUUAGUUAAAUAAAUUGUUUAAAUUGUUAUUAAGGAAAUGAUUAAAGUACAGCAGAAAAGUUGUCCAAAUAUAAACAGUUAGCUUAUUAAACCCCACAAUAAUUUCGUAAUUAUCUGUCUAUGUAUUUCUAAUAGUAUAACCAAAUCAGUAAUUUUUGAUAUAACUGUAAAAACUACUCUGAACGUUUAUUAUUCCAAAAAUGAAACCUUCCUUUGGUUGUAAAUAUUAAGAUUAUACCAGUAAGAAUGAGUCUUUCUGUAAAAAAAAAUAUUUAAAUCAAGUCUUACUGACUAGUGAUUUAAAUCAAAUCCACCCUGACUGUAAUGGUACAAGCGAAAGUGUGAACAAGCCCCAAGUGAGUGAGUGACCCACUGUCAUGGCUGAGUGAGGAUUCAAACUCUGGUCUCCUGCAUCCUAAUUCAACACACUAACCACUGCACGGCAAUGACUCUCCAUCACUCUGUCGCAGAGAACAUCCACCUCCUCUCACCGAUCCACUGGGUACAGGCAGGAUGAUGCCAACCUUGGACCUGGGCUACUGCUACUUUAGUGCUCAGACAAAAACCCUUUUGUCACUGUUUGCCGGGAAGGACCUUAGUCUUUUCACAGUAGAUGAGAAUAACAAAGAAACAUUUGUCAACUUCCUUACUCAGAGGAGCACAGGCUUAUUGGCAGAACUGCUGCCUGUUGAAAUUUCGUGGUAUUUGCUAAGCUCAGGCAAGUGCUCAGUUUCCAAGAAGAUAGGCUGAAAAGCCUAAUCUCUGCACUUGCUUUUUCUUCACACUUCCCAGGCCAAUCCUGGCACUUAAUAUCAGCUUCUGAGACUGAGCUGUGGUCCAGACUGAGUUCAGUUGUUGGUUUAAUAUAAAAGUGCUGAUGUUUGAUUUUGUGAAUGAAAGCUUCUAUUAUUUCGCUGAGCAAUACAUCGGUUUAUGACUUGGCUGUUUUCAAGUCAGCUUCCCUUUGUUCUUAUAAAGUGAUAUUUCAUUUAAACACCCCAGUCCAUGCAGAAUUGUCUCUUCGUGGUUAGGUGAAGGGUUUUCUCAGACAGGUUUUUACUGAUUAGACAACAGUGAAAUGCUUUAGUGAAGCAAUUGUACGUACUUAAUAAUUGUUGAUUACUGGUGCAUUAUUGGCACCUCAAGGUUUGGCUAACAAGGUUGUAUUUGUCACAUAAUUUAUUGCUCCUUACAGUGAAAACCAUUAAAAUAGUUUCACAAAUAUUAUUAUUAUGAUGCCAAUUUUUAAAUUUGAUUUUCAAUAUAAACCCAAUUACACAAAUUAGUUCCAAAUUAAAGCAAUUUUGUCAAGAGGCUUUGCGUGCACCGUUCUUGAUGGGUCUUUAUAAUCUAAUAUUACUAUGUUUCAUAUUCUUAUUUACUUCUAUUAUAUUCCCUUUUCAAAAUCUUCACAUAAUUAACAGCUGCACUCUUAACGAUUUCUAUUUGUGUUAUUAUAUUAUUUAACUUCCCUCCAAAAAAGGCUUCAACCGAGGAACCAUAGCUUUUUCCUUUUCAUCCUGCGUGUGCCACAUCCAAAAGUCGGUUGUUAGUCUCUUGGCCUUAUGUGUCUCUCUGAUGUUUUCCUUUAUCCUGUAGCAUUUGGGGCUAUCUCCUUAUUCCCACUGUUGUAUUAUUCCAGCUUGGUUGGGGUGGAGCUGCAACUUCAAGGUUAAGCCCUCUUCCUUCUCCUGCUCAGCUCUUUCCCAUAAUACUCAAGCAGUUCCAAAUCGACAACAGCAGAUCCCUCCCUCCCACUGGCACCAAAUCGACAAGUUCCAGAGAUUUGCCAUUUCUUCUUCCAGAAGGGAAGACAGCGCCAUUCCUCUUCCAGCACCCAAAAACCCCUCACACCACUUUCCUUUUGCCACUACCAUAGCAUUUUGCUUUAAAGAAGGGAAAAAAGGUUAUAUCUCAACAUCUCCACGAUCUCUUUUUUAGGGGUGGGGGGCGUAGGCUCUAAUUCCCAGCAACACCCUUCCAAACGAAACAACCAGACUCUCUCUCCCUUGACUCCUUUCAAGCCGCAAGCAGCUUUACAUCAUAUUUUAAAUCCCAGUUUUACAACGUACAUCAAACCAUCCUUGCUUGUAUAUCUUAAAAUUCAAUAUUAGGGGAGGGUUGCCAAAUCAUAAAUGUAAAAAUUCCCAUAAAACGUAGCAGAGAGCCCCCCUCUCUUCCAUCCACCUCCAACUCAAGAUAGAAUCUUCUCCCAAUUUCAAACCUCAGUUCCAUGCAGCUGAUUGUUCGCAGUUAUAAUGUCCAUCUCCUCCGGUGUGUGCCUAAUGCCAAUUAAAAUCCAAUUAUAAGGAGAGCCUCCACGUCCAAUGGUGAUUUGGGGGGGGGGGUUCACAUCAGGUGAAGUGUGUAGCACCCAGUGCCUCCACCCGUCCCCACUCUGAUCCGUGUGGGGGCGAGCCAUUGAGGCGACCGUGGGUCGCCAGUACCUCCCGUACCCGAGAGGUUUAUAGGGGAUAGUUUAAUCCCUUCUAUUCCCUUUUUUCAGCCUGUGCCUCUCACCGAUGUUGAGAGAGCCAUCGCCAUGGUGCGGAACAGGAACUGGAAGCCAGUUUCACAAAUAUUAUAAACCAGAUUCCCCAGAGAAACAUUGUGUUGGUAUCUUUUGGGCUUCAAAAAGCUUUCAAAAUCAGGUCUUGCCUUAUCAUGGUGUAUAUGAAUAAUACAACUUAUAAUAAUAAUAAUAAUAAUAAUAAUAGACAUAAAUAAUAAAAUUAUUGUUAUUGUUGUUAUUAUUAUUACAGUGGUACCUCGGGUUAAGAACUUAAUUCAGAAUGAAGGUCCGUUCUUAACCUGAAACUGUUCUUAACCUGAGGUUCCACUUUAGCUAAUGGGGCCUCCCACUUAUGCCGCCACCACGCGGUUUCUGUUCUCAUCCUGAAGCAAAGUUCUUAACCCGAGGUACUAUUUCUGGGUUAGCGGAGUAUGUAACCUGAAGCGUCUGUAACCCGAGGUACCACUGUAUUAUAUUUCUUCAGCACAUGUAAGAAGAGCCUGCCUGGACUAAGGGCCCAUCUAGUACAGAAUAUUGGGUUAGAUCCACACUGGCCCACCUGCCAAUGGAUGGGAUACUAGAGGAAGGAUGUCGGGUGCCAUACAUGUAAAAGCUUGCACCCAUUCAUCAGCAAUCCUGUGCACACUAACUAGGGAGUAAGUCCUACUGAAAUCAAAGAGACUUCCGAAUAAACACGCAUAUGAUUAGUAGUCAUAAUUUUAGUAGUCACAAUUUAAAUCACAGAUAAGAAAAUUCCACUGGGAAUUGAUGUGUUCAAAACUUGCCAUCCAUUUCCUUCCACCAACUCAUACACUGUUUUUUCUCUUAUUUUAAACAGCAAAAACACAGGGGUGUAUUUAAGUAAGCUGAGGAGAUAAUGGUCUUCUUAAGAUAAAACCACCCCCUUUUCACCUGUUUUGUUACACCAGAAUGUUGCAACAAGCAGAAAUGUCUCCUGUCUAAUUGCCUUCCGUCUGAAGUUUUGUGGUUGUCUGUAAUAGGUCAUGUUGCCAGAAUCCUGAAAUGUCACUCACACAAUAUGUGUGAAACUUCCCUCUGCCACCUUUCAUUUUGUAACAAGAUGCAAGGGGAGCUCUUCGUUACAGUAAGAUUGAUAUACUGUACAUUUCACCAUAUUAACAGCCGACUGUAGUGGUGGUUUCUCAGGGACAGGGAUAUGGGCCUCCCAUUAGUUUGAGUAGGGUAUGGGGAAACUUUGGCCCUCCUUGCUUGCUGUGCUGAUGUGAGUGGUAGUUCAACAACAUCUGGAGGACCAGAGGUUCUCCACACCUGAGUGAGUGUGAUGGCCCCUGGUGGGAGAUAUUGGGGGUCAGGAGAUGCUGGAGGGCAAAGGUUCAUGUGCCACCUGUCCUGCGUCCCAUGACCUAGCCUGGUGUCCUCAGAUAAAGUGGAGAAUGUUGUCCCAUCAGCUUCAGUUCACAAGUCUUAGUGGCGUCUAUAUGCAGAUAGCAGGACGGGGGGUGGGGGGUAUUUUGUCUGCCUCAGGCAGCAGAAUAUAUUGUGCCAGGUGUAGGUUUCUCGCAUUCUCCAUAAAGUGCUUUUAUGGGAAGGUGGUCAGUUGCAAAAAUAGUGUUUUCUGUUGUGGCGUCUGGAAAAAGCAAGUAUCUUCCAGGCCGAGGUGGGGGACUCAUAAUGAACCCCUUCAGACUUCUCUUUAUUGUUAUUAUGCAUUCAUGUGUAUUUGUGCUUGUGGUGUUAUUGGGGCAGUUAUACGUAAUCCUGCUUUUGAUAUUGUUUACACCCGCUGAAGUUUUGGAGCAGACAUACCGCUUCAUUUUCUGUGGGUGCAUGAUUCACAGCUCCCCACCGAAAUCCUUUAAAUACCCAUACCACAAAUGUUCUGCAAGGUGGUGGGGCAGGUUGUUUGGUUGUCCCUCUUUUGAUGCACUACGGUUCAAGGGCGCCCCUCCAGAUAAUGGGGUGAUAUUGGAGAUCCAUUGCAGAACAGCUGGUAAAGCAGAAUGGUGUGUGGGCAGCGUAGAAUAAAUCCGCCACUAAUAGCAUUACAUUAAUGACCUUGAAGCAAAUAUGCCUGCAAAAAACCCCACCAGUCUGGAGGGGCCCAGCAAGGCCUCCACACACCUCCAUUCACUGCCGCCACUGGUACGGUGCAUUCAAACAUGGAAAUACCGUGUUAGUUUUCCUCCUAGCAUUUCUGUCCCGUUUUCACAUUGCAGUACCUGUUGUGUUAUGGAAUUGUGGCUUUUUGGCUGAUAUACCAGCAUAUUGCUCUAAAUUUCAUUCAUACCAGUGGGCGUGGUGGUGAGACACAACAAUGAAUGUCAUCCAUUGGACAUUAUCACUAUUCCCCCACCCUUUCCACAUGUGUGUGCUUCUGUUCCCCCAUGAAAAGAGCAGGAAAGAAUGCUAGGGUACCGCCCCAAAUUCUGUCACUUUACUCCUGUAAUUUUCUGGGUUCAGGGGGCUACAAAUAAUAAUAAUAAUAAUAAUAAUAAUAAUAAUAAUAAUAAUAAUAAUUUAUUAUUUAUACCCCGCCCAUCUGGCUGGGCUUCCCCGGCCACUCUGGGCGGCUUCCAAAGAAUAUUAAAAUACUAUAAUACAUCAAACAUUAAAAGCUUCCCGAAACAGGGCUGCCUUCAGAUGUCUUCUAAAAGCCUGGUAGUUGUUGUUCUCUUUGACAUCUGGUGGGAGGGUGUUCCACAGGGAAGGCGCCACUACCGAGAAGGCCCUCUGCCUGGUUCCCUGUAACUUGGCUUCUUGCAGUGAGGGAACCGCCAGAAGGCCCUCAGUGCUGGACCUCAGUGUCCGGGUAGAACGAUGGGGGUGGAGACGCUCCUUCAGAUAUACUGGACCAAGGCCGUUUAGGGCUUUAAAGGUCAGCACCAACACUUUGAAUUGUGCUCGGAAACGUACUGGGAGCCAAUGUAGGAUUUUAUCUGGAAUCAAAAUACAUGGAAAUGAGCGCUGAGCAUGCGUUCCAUUCCGUUAGUUUUCCAGAAGUUUUCCAGAAAUUCUGGAUGAGAACCAAGCCAGGAAAUUGCAAUGGCUACUGAAAUAAAAUGGAAGCAUACGCAAAUAAACCCUGAACGAGAGUCUUUUUAAAAAAAACAAAACAGCAACCUUUCUUUGUUUCCCAACUUUGUGGCCUAACGGCUAUGACUCAGGGGGUUAUAAAUACUGAACUUAAUCCAGUGACUAAUUGCUCAAAAUUCUGUGCAUCAGCAGAAGUGGAACCUGUGGUUGGUUCUAAUACUAUCAAAUGCCUUUGCUAUUCAAUAAUAUCCCUCGGAGCUUGCUAUCUAGCAUGCAGUUUGCCCAAAGAACAGUGAUUUUUGUUUCAGUUAUCCUCCUGACAAUGGGGAAGAAAACAGCUGCUAGUAAAUGAAGCAGUUGGCAGACAGAGUGUCUGAGGGAGACUUCUGCAGUUCACCAAAGGAGGGUGGUUAACCUUUCUCCUACCAUAGCUGUUUGCACUAUAGUGAAAAAAUGGCCUUGACCACAGUGUGAGAAGCCUGUUAGCUGUGGCAGCUGUUAGCAGUAGGCGAGCAACUGGGCUCUAAUUGUGGUUAAUUGCACACACCAGCAUGGUGAGGUGGAGAGUAUUAUUGUAAAAAAUUACGCCCCAGAUAGUGAUAGUAUAAUAGCUCCCUUUAUUUAUCAUGCAGCCAAAAUAACCCUGUGACUUAGCCUUCUGCUUUCUCGCCUACAAAUAUGCAAUCCAAUGAAUUUUUUGUAAUACAAAGAGCCUUACAGAAUAAAUUAACCCACCAGCUGCUCCAAUCAGCAGCUAUUAAAUUUUAUUUAACACUGCAUCUAUUAUUUUCUAAAGUUCAGGCUGGCCACGAACAUCGCAUGACUCAAAAUCAUCCCCUCUGACUUGACUCACUUUAUAGCAGACCAAGGUCCCUUAGAUCAUCCCAGCUUCUGAUCCUGAUACAGACCCCUCAGAGCCUUUCCGGAUGAUCUUUUCUUUCCACACAAUAAACAUGCACUUGUUGCUCAUGGGUUUCAGGGGAUCCGGAUGUAUUUCCUUCAGGAAGUGCUUCUGUUGCCAAGGGCAUUUGCAUCUGUCGCUAGGAAAGCGACCUUCUAGAUAGUGCAUUAUUUGCAGUGGGACGUACAGUGGAAAGUGGCGUGUUGGGUAUCGUGGCUACUACUGCAGCAGGGCCUUUUUCCACAGAAGGGGCGGGGAUGGAGAACCUGUGGCCCUCCAGGAAUUGCCGGACAUCAACUCCCAUCAGGAUGGACAGUGCUUAGGGAUGAUGAUGAUGAUUAUACCCAGCCCAUCUGGCUGAGUGUCCCCCGCCACUCUGGGCGGCUCCCAACAGAAUAUUAAAAACAUGAUAAAACAUCAAACAUUAAAAACUUCCUUAAGCAGGGAGUUGUGGUUCAAUACCUUCUGGAAGGUCUCAGGUUCAUCAUCUCUGCCAUUUAGCCUCAAAUCUACAGUUACUUGAGAUUGUGCUAAAAGAAAAAAAUAAAUCGGCAAUGGAUGCAGACUUCCCAGCCAGCUAUCAGGUCCAUUUCCAGCCUUCCAUUUUUUAGGGAACAUUUUUUAGUAAGUGAUUGCCCUCCCGUUCCAGACACAACUGGAUAUCAUCAGUCUCCUGGACUCCUGCCAUUGUUCCAUCACAACCUUUCAGAGCAACUGAGAGUGCUUGCUUGACUGUAGCAUCUGUUUGCCAAGUCUGAGCAGCAAAGAGAAGCUUACUCAGUGAAUGCUACAUGAUUGUUCCUCAUCCAAUCAGUUCAACAAAUAGCUUUCCUGCUACAUAGCAAGGCUACCGGUCCCUCACUUUCCAUUAUAUGGGAACUGGACCUGGUGCCAUAUUGAUGUUGCAUUGGGGCUAACACAAGUAUAGCUUUUAGUAUAGAAUCUUAAAGGCCAGAGGGAUUAGUCAGGCUCUGCACAUGCAGAUGGUUCUUAACAGGACGAGAGAUGCUGGAGUCAAUAUGUUUUGCAGGUAUUCCUGUGGACGAGGAGCCAAAUGUGAAGGAGAAUGAGUAAUUGUCACAUGCAUUUGCAGUGUUGUGUAGGAGCUCCUUGUCAUGCACUAGGGCUGUUCUGGGCAUCAUUCCAGAAGAAAGCGGGGGACUUUCUCUUCUUCUAUUUGCUAACAGACCUGUAUUGUGCAUCUGAGCAUUUUCAAAGUCCCUUGCAAACCUUGGGGCAUCUGACUACCCUUUGAGAUCAGAAGGCAUCAUUAUCCCUAAUUUGCAAAGAGGAUAAAUGAAGCAUCGGGAGGUGCACAGAUUUUUCAAAGAUCAUCUCGACAUAAUGAAGCAACGGAUGCGUUGCCAAAGGUUGCUCUUUGAUUCACUGCCACGCAGCCAGAUGCUAAGCCUUGUAAUACUGGAUCCCAAGGGCCUGCCCUGACUAGUACAAGACAGCACCAUAUGAUUAAAAAAAGGCAUUUUCCCCACUUAGUAUAAAUGGCUUUUUGAUCAAUGAAUGGAAAUGUAAUUUAAGCAAAUUGAGCAAAUGUAAACAAGGGUUUGUACGGUGCUGCUUGCAAUCUUAACGUAUGUAGCGGGAGAGCUGGAAGACCACCCAGGUCAUGGUCUGGUCUUAUUUCUAAGCCACCCAGCUCCCUAAUUAAAUCCCUUUCUAUUUCUCGUUUUAAGGGGGAGAGGGCCUGCAAGCCUUUCAUAGUCUCCUUCCAGAUGGGAACGAAACAUUUAAUGGAGAUCCAGCUGUUGGAGGGAUGGGAAUUGUGAACAAUGCCAUAAAAUCAAGACAUUGAUGAAAAUCAAUAUCUCGUCAUGCCCUCCCUCUGAGUUUAAAGAGAGCCUUGUAGCUCAAACACAAGGCAGCCCUAGGCCUUAAUUUGACCAGGGCUCGGCCGCAGAACAUUGCAUUCACUGCCAGGGCUAUCCUGGGGUGUGUGUGAUAUAAUAAAAAAAGAAUGCCUAUGGGGAUGUGCAGAGGGCCUGCCCCUCAUUACUGAGUCACUGGAACCAGGCACUGUAUAUGUAGAACAAGGGAGAAGAGCUGUCACGGCAAAAGGUGGAACUUCUCAUAGCUUCAGGCGCUUCUCUUUAGACAUGUUAAACACAGGACAUGUCUAAUGGCUCAGAGCUCUACUUCUGCUUUUCAUCAGUCAGGUGAGACCAUGCAGCUUCUGCACUGAUACCUAGCUGCUAUGAUGAAGCCUAAUAAACUGAAACUAAAUCCUGGUAAGAUGGAGGUGCUGUGGCAUAGUUGCUCUCAGGUCCAGGAAUCAAGGGAACAGGCUCCUUUUAGUGGAGCUGGGUUCUCCCUGAAAGAGCAGGUGCAUAUUCUGAGAGUGUCCUUUGAUACCACCUUGUCACUGGAGUCACAGGUGCCUUCCAUGGCAAGAGUGCCAUUGCCCAGCUCCAGUUAGCUCACCAGCUACAACAGUUUCUGAACCAGGAUGGCUUGGCCACCAUAAUCCAUGCUCUUGAUAACCUCCUGUUUGGAUUGCUGCAAUACACUCUACAUAGGGAUGCCCUUGAAGAUGACUUGUAACUUGGGCAAAAUGUGAUGGCCUUCCUUUUGAGUGGAGCCACCAACCAGAACCACAUUACAACGAUUCUCAAAGGAGGCCCAGCUUAAGAUUCCACUCCAGAAACUGCGCACACAAAGCAUAGGUGGGCUUUGUCUGUAGUUGCACCCUAAGCCUGCAGUGCCCUUGCCCUUGAAAUUUAGAUGGCUCCCACACUGCUGGCACUCUGACUUGGCUAUUUCUUAACCCCCUUUUGAAAAUUUGUUUGUUUGUUUGUUUGUUUGUUUGUUUUAUUAAUGCAGUACUCACCUCAAGAUCUUUGUAUACGGGAAAGAUAAAAACUGGCAAAAUAAAUAAUGACCAUCUAUCUCUUUCCACAGAAAUGUAUACCAGGGAACUGGGCUUUUUUCCAUUGCAUGUUCUGCGGUGCACAUGGAGUGAUAAGCAGACCUAUAGCUGUUCAUCUUUCGGGGGGAGGAUGUUGGUGCUCCUUAGCAGUGGAAGAAUCCCAGGGGCCUAGAGAUCAAGUGCGGACCAUCUGUAUUUGGAAUAUUUGUUUGAAUUUCCAUCGCACCAAACCUUUUGGUCCACCAGAGUGAAACAUCACCUCACCUGUGCAGUCAAAAGUAUAAUAAUAAAUUAAACAGCUGGAAAUUUCCUGCCCUCUGGUUGCCUUGCUCUUCCUGGUGGUAAAGCCAGGCCCAGUUUUAGGCUGGUAUCCGCAAAUUGGGCAAUGAUAAAUAUUUGUACUGCCUUCUAGUUCAUACACUGCUUCCAGCAUGAUGCAUACCACCACAAAUCUUCCGAAAGUGACAAACAGGAUAGCAGCCUUUGUUUUUAUAAUCUACUCCAAACUACUCCAAGCUGGUGCCCUCCUAUCAGCCCCAGCCUAGCAGAAGUUGGGGUUGCCCAGUUAAAUUGAUUAGCUUUAGACUCAGGACAGGCAAAAGAACGUUCUUCUUCAUACAGUUCAUGAUUUGUGUAUGAAAUACACUAGCACAAGAUGUUUUGAUGACCAUGGACUUCUUUAGACCAGUCCUGGAUAUGUCUGAUAAACAGCUAUCACUGGCAACCCAGCCAAAUGGGAGGCAUAUAAAUAAUAAAAUUCUUCUUCUUCACCUAUGAGAGUAGGAUUACUAUUUAGAGUCUGUGUCCCUCUGAGUACCAGUUGCUGAGACAAAAUGAUGCUUGAUCCUUGGUCUGAUUCCCCAUAAGUGUACUUAUGUUCUUAAUGAUCAAAUCAGCAAGUCAGAGGAAAAGAGGAUUCACUAUGAGAUGACACAUCCAUAGUUUUCUGAAAGACCUGACUCAGAAUCAAAGCGAUCAUAGCAGGAAGGCAUGAACAAUUCACACAAACACACAUGCGCACACACCCCAUUUCUUAGCAAAUAUUUCACAAAGAUUCUUCAGUACUUGGAUAAUAGAGGGUAACUUCUGUGGAUCACAGUACAAAUUAAUGUAAAUGAAUACUGAGGUUCUUCUCUCCCCCCCCCCCCCCCGGAAAAAGACAGUGCCAAGUUCCUGAACAUCAGUUGUUGUUGUUGUUGUUGUUGUUGUUGUUAUUAUUAUAAUAAAAAAUUAUUCAGCACUGGGCAAAUCAACUACCCAACUGGAAACAGAAUAAUUGACUUCUUGAAGUACUGAGUGCUCAGUUCCAACAACAAGGCUAAAGGUUGGGAGUUUGCACAGCAUCAGACCUUCAGUUCUUAUCUGUCUAAUGAAGCAGGUAUCUUCUGUCCAACAAUUCUAACAGGUUAUCCCAUGGUCAGUAGGCCUGUGCCACAUGCAGAUGAGAACAAGAUCACCGUGCCAGAAAUGUCAGCUGGCAAGUUUGGUAAAUUACAACCAGGUGAAUCAACUAAGGACCAUGCACACACUUGCAUUGAACAGCAAGUAAAGCCUUCAUGAAUGUCCCAUAAAAUGUGCUGCAAGACAAGAGUUGCACUAACUAUUUAGAAAUCAGAGAUGUAUGGUAGUCUGGAUCCUCAAAACCAGUUGACACUUCCAAAAAAUGUAUGCUUUAUCGCUGUGCCUGUUCCCAAGUCUGUUAAAAAAUGAGACCUUUCCUGUAUUCCAGGUGAUUGAUGGGCCUCGAGAAUGCAAAGUGUUACAGAGAUUACAAGAAUUAUCAGGCUACAGAGCUCUUUUUAGGUCAGUGUACAGAAGGGAGGGGAGAGAUUGCCCAGGAUUGAUAGUUGCCUAUCUCUUUAGUUCUUUCGCAAGGUACACCACAAGCUAGAUGACUCUCCAGAUCCCUGUUCUGCUUUGAUCUUGAAUGGCUUUGUGGAGUAGGAUGUUUUCAAGACACUCUAUCUGGGCUCAUCUCUCAGGAAUGCAUGGGGUUAACAGUCAGCACCAUUUAAUCGUUUGCAAAUAACCCAUCAGGAAAUCUGUCAGGAAGUGGGUACAAAUUCCUGAGGAUUGAUGCAAAGUAUUGCACUAGCAUACUUUCCUAGCAACAGUCCAUGGUCUGGUUGUGUCUGUCUGAUAUACAUGCCCUCCACAGAUAUGAAGGUCACUGUAGUAGCUGCCUAACUGUGGAGUUCUAACAGAAAUCCAAAUACUUGACUAUACUUGAACCAAUCUGAAGUCAAUAAAAUAUAUAACAUUGUGAGCUCUUGAAAGAUUGAUAGAUCUCCAGCAACCUGUAGGUAGGGGGAAAAACAUGAAAAGUAAAACUAUGUCUGUUGUGCUUGGGGCUGAUGGGAUUUGUAGUCCAAAACAUCUAUCUGUGGUGCAUUUGGAACAGAUCACACCAAGCUUGUAAGCAGUCACAUGGAUCAAUAUCAAUUGGCAGAAGGUUAUUCUCAGUUGUUUUAUUGAAGAUUCAGUGCAGUUUGACGUUGGCAUGACCAUGAAUCACUUGAAGUAAAGAUAUGCAUGUCAUAUUUGCAGAUGCUAGAAAAUUGGAUGGAAUGACAGGUACUGCAGAGAUUCAAAAAUAAUCAUAAUAAACUCUGUGCGUAGUAAAACAGAAUUUUGCUAUCACAAAUAUAAGGAUAUCAAUGACCAAAAAGCAAAAAAGAAGAGGUUAAAGGAACUGAAGAAAAGAAUGAGAGAACAGCAAGGAACAAAAAGAGGGAGAAGAGCUGUUGGCCGAGGCCAUUGAAAGAAAAAUUGAGAAGCGGAUUGUCAGAAUUGAAACAGACCAGAUGCAUGUUUUACCUUCUACUGUUGAGGAAUGAAACAAGUUGAAACAUAAUUUAUGGACACUUUCCUUGGGUCCUUUGGCUAUGAAACUACACAAGCCUAUACUGGGAAUGCUUUAAAAGUAAGGAACUAAGUGGUGAAAGAGCACAAGGACAUACAGCUACAGGAGACCAACAAAACAUGGUGGUGUUCUGGAUUUAAUCUCCAUUCCACCAUCCUAUGUCAGCCUUCCCAAAAUAUCUAUUUUUUCGUUAUUCAGGGGAACCUGCCACUGGAAAUAUUGAACAGUGCAAACUCUGAUCUAAAGUUGUUUGUGCUACUAAAAAAAAACCCCAGCACCCAUGUAGUCAAAAUACUGUAUGUGUGAUAAAAUGCAUAAUGAGAAUAAAUAAUGCAAAGUUAGACAAGAUGCAAACUUUUGCAUGAUAUCUUCAGAUAUUUGGGGAUGGGAGCAGCUCUGCAGGGCACUGGAGCCCCAUCAGAAACCAGCUUCAGCCACGCUUCUGGGUUCAAAGGUUUUAGGCCAGGGUAGGUCACCUCAGGACUGGGUGUCAAAUGUGGCCUACCAGGCCUCUCAGCCUGAUCCUCAGAAUUCUCCUCAGGCCACAGCCCUCACAGGCCCUACUUUGCACCCAAUUGUUUUUGCCUGACUAGAAUUACACCCUUGGACCCCGAUGUUGCCUCCUGCUUGUCUGUAUGGAAGAUAAAGAGGGGUGUGUGGUUGUGUGUAGAAACUAGUCUACUGCACAAAGGUAAAUUUUACAUUUGUUGCUCUGCCUGCUCUUGCCUCUGACCCCCACUGCCACUGGCAAGUGACCCUUGGAAGGUGAACAUCAUGGGGGAAGUGCCCCCAUUCCUGUUUUAGUCAUUGCCCCACACACUUUCAACCAUUUCUCCAGAGCCAAAAAGUCUAGAAGUGUACAUUAUAAAAAUAAAAAUAAAAGUGUGCUUCUGAGGAAGCUAAAUUAUGUGCCUGUACUGCUCUUCUCUGGAAAAACUGCAGUUAGCAGUGUUUCGCAUUGAUCUGACUUCCAGAUCUGAUACCCAGACUACACUUUACAUGCAAGUGUUUAACUGCCAUUACAAACACACACAUUUGUAUUUGUUGUGGGAGAGACACUGGAACUAAUUGUAUCCCUCUCUUGCACUUCCAUCAAAGCCAACUUUUUCCGCCUUUAACCAUGAACGCACAUGGACGCAGAAAGGAUAGAACAGUACCAUUUAAAGUAAAUUUCCUUUCUUUUUUUCUGCUGCAUUUUCCACUGAGUGCAGUGGCUCUGGUCUUGUCCACGACUUUAUUACAUCACUCUGUUAAAGCUGUCAUUUCCCCUUGAUGUCUUUAAAUAUAUUUCAUCCCUUUCAGCAUUUGCUAUCAUUUUAAAUGCAAUUAGUGCGACAAAGCAGAAAAAGUACCUAAAUCGACAAUUGGGGUCACCAGAGCAGAAUUUGACUUGCACAUUGAUUUCACACUUCUGGAUUCCAGUUCCAUAUUCUUUUUUAAAUGACUGAUGAAUAUUAUUAGAGAUUUGCACAAUGACUCUUCCCUAAGAGGAAAUAACUCUGAAAAAGAGGUUGGCAGAGGUUGCCACUGCUGGCUUGAGUGUUGUUGUUGAGGGAACGUGUAGCAUACCCUUAUCUUUGCAGUCCAAAGUGUCCUUUUGGCAAAGUGUUUUAUUUUGUACAAUGAAGAAUAUCCUUUUAUUUUUAAAGUGGACUGGCUGGCAAGUUCUUCACAGAGGGGAAGUAAGGCUGUCCCAUAAGACUAUUUCCAGUUAUAAUGCACUUGUCCUUAAAGAGCUUCUUAGACUGUUAUAUAAAGCCAUCAUGGCUUCAUGAGCCACUGACUAACCUGUUAUAUUUGCAGUGUAUACUUGUUUGAGUUCACUCAGCUUUGUCCCUCACAAGUCUAUUCCGCCUAACAUUUCAGAAUUCUGAAACCUAAAAGGCUGUGUGCCCAUUAGACAGUGGAAGCCAAAGAUCACCUUACCUCACCUUCAGGGGGAAGUAAGAAGAGACUGCUGGAUCCGCCCACUGGCCCAUCUAGUCCAGCAUCCCUUUCUCCCAGUGGCUAACCAGAUGCCCAUGAGAAACCCACAAGCAGGAUUGAGCAGAAGAGCAUUCUCCUCUCCUGUGUUUUCCAGCCACUGCUAUUCAGGAGCACUGCUGCCUCCAACCAUGAAGGCAGAGCAGGACCAUCAUAGCUAGUAGCAAUCAAGAGCCCUCUCUCCCAUGAAUUUGUCUAAUCCUCUUUUAAAGGUUUGUGGCUGUCACCGUUUUCUGUUGGAGCAAGUUCCAUAUGUGCUGCGUGAAUAAGUAUUUUCCUUUAAUGACAGGAGGGCCAUAGCUCAGUGGUAGAGCAUCUGUUUUGCGUGCAGAAGGGUCCCAGGUUCAAUCACCAGCAUCUUCAAAUAGGGCUGGGAGAGAUCCGUCUCUGUAACUGUGGAGAGCCACUGGCAGCCAGUGUAGCAGGCAAUAGUGGGAAGACAGGCGAACUAAUAUCAGUGUACUGGAAGAACCAAAGGUCACCAGUGUUGAAGCAAUGAUUCUUCAAUAUCAACUUCGUUGGACUGGUCAUAUUGUGUGGGUGCCUGAUUAUCAUCUUCCAAAGCAACUACUCUAUUCCGCACUUAAAAAUGGAAAGCGUAAUGCUGGUGGUCAACAAAAGAGAUUUAAAGACUGUCUCAAAGCAAAUUUUAAAAAAUGUAGUAUAAACACCAACACUUGCCUUGUUAGCGCUCCAAUUGGAGAACAGCCUUUACCGAAGGUGUCAUGGGCUUUGAAGACACUCGAACUCAGGAAGCAAGGGAGAAAUGUGCUAAUAGGAAGGCACGUUUGGCAAAUCCACACCGUGAUUAGCUCCCGCCCAGUAACCAAUGUCCCCAAUGUGGAUGAUCCAGAAUUGGCCUCCACAGUCACUUAUGGACUCAUUGUUAAAACUGUGUUUAUGGAAGACAAUCUUACUAGGCUACGAGUGAUCACCAAAGAAGAAGAAGGGAGAUAGAUGGACCAAAAGUCUGACUCUGUAUAAGGCUGACCGACAUUUUGUGCCAGUAUUGAUUCAAGGCCAUUAGGAAAGACAUCACCUCUCCAGAGUAACUGAGAAAGAAGGUGGGAUUUUUUUUAAUUUUUUUUAAAACAUAUUUGCUGUCUCUUUCCUCCAAAGAGCUCAAAAUGGCUAGCAACAAAGAUAAAACAUCCCUUACAAGUUGAUGCUAAAGCUGCAGCAGGAAAUAAAAUACAGCUACUAUUGCCAAAUAAGAGCAGGAAAAUAAAAAGCACCCCCACCCACCCCCUUAACAUGGGAGAGAGAUUGUCUCUGUAUACGAAGGAUCCAUUCUUAGCUGCAGUGACUAAAUAAGCUUUUGCUAGGGAUUGUCCUUUAUGAUUUCGUCUACGCCUUUAAAAAAAAUAAAAAUUGCAGCUGAGCAAGUGGCCACCAGCAAAUCUUGUGGGAAAUGCAUUCCAUAAUUUUGUGGUUUCCAAAAAUUCCCUUUCGUCAGUCUUGAACCUGCUGCCAAGGAAUCUUGACGUGAAAAUCCAACUGUUCUUUUGAGACAGAGAGUAAUUUCUCUCUGUACACAUAUUCCACAUCUUUAUAACUCCACUUUCAUUUUAAAAGCACAGGGACAUUGGACUUUCCCCACAGGGAAAUGUCAGGGUGCCUAUCUGCACCCCACGACUCCAAGCAGAAUUCUCAGGGAAUUCCAGAAAUGGUGAGGGAAAUAGGUGUCUCCCAACAAUUCUCAACACACUUCACAAACUACAUUUCCCAGGAUCCUUUGGGGAAAGCCGUGGCUGUUCAAAGUGGUAUGAUACAGUGCAGAUGGGGCCUUGGUCAUGCUUAGAACAGAACCAUUGGACUCAGUGGGAUUUGUUGUUGCAAGGCUGCAGAAUGUUUUUCACCCCAAGGGCCACAUUUACUUCUGGGCAAUCUUCCUAUACACCCACCCAUCUCUAACCUCCAUCCAAGUAAGCAAGAAGCAUUAUUAGACUGCGAGGACACUUUCCAAAACACAGGCAAAAACACUCAUGGCUUGAAGCAGGGUUGAUGAGAAGGUGCAGCCUGGAGAGAGCCCCAAAGGCUACCCAGAGGCCUGUUAGGGCUGCAUUUUGCCCCUGGGUCUGAGGUUCCCCACUCCUGUGUUAGCGGAAUGUGGAUCAAGUUUUCGUGGAGGGUUAACUAAAACAGUGGCUCCCACUGUCCAAAUUUGCUUGGCGUGGUGACCCAUCAUUCUAUUAUCACAUGAAUUUUGGACUUUUAGUCUUCAGCAGCUGUCAGUUUCAUGCAUCUUAAAUGUAAGUUUGCCUAUUUAUAACCAUUACCCAAGGCAUCCGAAUUUACUUAACGCCUCUAUUAACGUAGAAUUCGUUGAACUAUUUAUAGUACUUAGAAAGUUAUUAACAGUUUUUAAUGGGAAUGUAAGAAUACCAGUCUUCUGAUUGCAAGAUAUUGCUUCCUAAGUUAUAAAAAUCUGGUCCAAAAAAUAUGGUUACACAAGUGGUGUUAAAUAUAACAAACUGAAUAUUUAAAAUAGUUUUUCCACAAUAAAGCCAAUUUGGGCAAGUAUUAGUGGGAUGGCUGAGCUUGCUUUUUGACAAUGUGUAGGGUUUGAUGGUUGUCAGGCAUAACCUCAGAUCAUUAUUGAUACAUAGCCUUUUAUUUCAUCUUCAUAGUAGUCUCUGCAGAAAAACCUGCUUCUCAAAAAUCUGUACCACUAAAUGAAAGCACAAGCAUUUCUUAAGCCACAAGCUCAGGCUACUCAAUAGUAACUAAGUUGUGUGUGUGUGUGUGUGUGUGUGUGUGUGUGUAAAAUGAAACCAAAAUUCAGAAAACCUCACUUCCAAAAAAAAUUGUCUUUGAAGGUCAAAUCACAUGGCUAUUCGAUAAGUUGUUCCUUUUGAACAGGUAAAAACAACUUUGUGGCAUCAGCUGCAAAUGGGUUUUCCACCCACUCAAACAUCUCUGUUUCUUCAGCAGAAAAGUUGUGGACAAAUUCUGACUAAGCAGUUCCCAAGUGUUAACACAAGCGUUUCCUACAUUUGGUUACAAGUGUCAACACAGCAUUAUAAUAUGACGACAAAUCAAAAAGUUCUAAGAGGUAUUGUCAUGCAAGUUGAGGAUUAAAAGCAAGAGUUGUUUAGGGUUUAUUUAUGAAGCCUGCCUGCCAUCUACUUGCACAGGCUUUGAGACCCAUAGGCUGAGAACUAAAAGAUCGCCUCCUUCCCCUUCUCUGGUUAUAAGGGUGGAGGGUGCCUUGGUAGUUCCACCACCCUCAGACACAAGGGUGGUGGUGGCCCAGCAGAGUGCAUUCAUUGAAGGGAUCCAAAGGGUCAUCUAGUCCAACCCCUGCAAUGGAGGAAUUUCAACUAAAGCAUCCAUGGCAGAUGGCCAUCCAACCUGUUUAAAAACCUCCAAGGAAGUAGAGCCCACCACCUUCCAAGGUAGUCCGUUCUACUAUCGAACAGCUCUUAGCAUCAGAAAGUUCUUCCUGAUGUUUAGUCAGAAUCUCCUUUCUUGUAACUUGAAGCCAUUGGUUUGGGUCCUACCCUCCAGAGCAGGAGAAAACAAGCUUAUUCCAUCUUCCACAUUACAGUCCUUUUAGACAUUCGAAGAAGGCUAUCAUAUCUCCUCUUCCUCUCCUCUUUUCCAGGCUAAACAUACCCAACUACCUCAACCCUUUCUCAUAAGGCUUGGUUUCCAGCCCCUUUCUCAUCUUGGUCACACAUUCUAGCUGGUCAAUAUUCUUCUUAAAUUGUGUCACCCCAAAAUGGACACAGUAUUCCAGGUGUGGUCUGACCAAGGCAGAACAGAUUACUACUAUUACUUCCCUUGAUCUGGACACUAUAUUUCUGUUGAUGCAACCUGGAUUAGCAUCAGCUUUUCUUUUCUUUCUUUUUUGCUGCCGCAUCAAUGAGUGCUAGUAGGGACAGGAGGCAGCCAGCACAGGGCUUACAUUUCCAGCUGUAUAAACUGAAGGAAGCAGAAGUGCAUCAAACAGCCUUUUAGAACCCACAGCUGUACAGAAGCACAGCUGGAUUUCAGAAUUAAAGAACUACACAUGGAAAGCAGAAUGAAGGCACUUCUGCUACAAACUUGGUGGGUGGGUAGGCACGUAUUAAUACAUUGGGCUGCAGAACUUUAAAGACUAAGGAUGACUCCUAGAAAGUAACCAGGGGAAUGUGGGUUGUACAAGUUUGGAGUCUGAAAUACGUUUGUAUUUGUAUUGCUUCCCCUUAAAGCACCUUGAAGACUAAUCUUGUACAGAUGCCACUAAUGUGAGAGGUUUGCUAAUCUUUUCACCAAGCCACCAUUUCAUAUUUGUCCCUGCUACUCACAUUAUAUCUUGCAGAUUUGUACUGCCAUUUGGAGAAUGUUCAAUGAAUGGUGAUCAUUUGAAACAAAAAUUUGUGAAUAAGAACAUCAUACAUAAGGAGAGCCCUGCUGGAUCAGACUAAAAAAAACAAAAACCACACAACCACCUAGUCCAGCAGCCUGUUCUCACAACUUGCUGAAAAUUCAAAAAAUCAACUUUCUUUUUCAUAUGUGAUAGUAAUGUAAAUAAGAAAAAAGACAAGCAUAUGAAAUUUUUCAGUAGCACAUUCCACUGCAUCUUUUAUUACUAUUGGCGUAUGUGAAGGCAUCUUUACAAUCCGAAAGUGAAAAAUUUCUUACACGUUAGGAGCAGCAAGCAUUCUCUGUGCAAAAAAGUGGAGACAAUGGCUAGGUUAACUCAUUAUCUUAGAAGUAAGGGAGGCAAACAAAGCCAACAUCAUCUUAUGAAUAGAUGGAUAAACUUCAUAUCUCAUUGUAGCAGGAGGUGGGUCUCAAGCACAAAGCUGUUGAGUUAGUAUUUUAAUAUGUUUAUUAAAAUAGUUAAUAUUAUAUAAUAUUAAAAAUAAUAUUAAAAUGAGUUAGUAAUUUAAUAUGUAAUAUGUAAUAGUAUUUUAAUAUGUAAUAUGUAAGGUGGUUGAAACUUUAUUACAGUUUAUAAAACAUUUAUGAGACUUGUAUAACAUAGAAUAAGCCAAUCCAUCAGAAUAGAAAGAAUACUUGUAAUUUUGUCACAUAGCUGUCAUGGGUAGCAGCUACUGAUCACUUUAUUCUCCAUGUCCACAAGCUCAGAAAGAUACCAGUGAAUUUAAGUCACUUAUACAUGAGAGUCAACAUUUACCGUAUUUUUCGCUCUAUAAGAUGUACCAGACCAUAAGACGCACCUAGUUUUUGGAGGAGGAAAACAAGAAAAAAAAUAUUCUGAAUCUCAGAAGCCACAAGAACAAGAGGGAUCACUGAGCAGCAAAAGCAGCGAUCGCUCUUGCUGUUCUGGCUUCUGGGAUAGCUGCGCAGCCUGCAUUCGCUCUAUAAGACACACACACAUUUCCCCUUAUUUUUUAGGAGGGAAAAAGUGAGUCUUAUAGAGCAAAAAAUAUGGUACUUCUGUGUUUUUAAGGUAGGGAAAUAAACGCCCUCCCACCAGAUGUCAAGAGAAAAACAACUCCCAGAUUUUUAGAAGACAUCAGAAGGCAGCCCUGUUUAGGGAAGCUUUUAAUGUUUAAUAGAUUAUUGUAUUAUAUUGUAUUGUAUUGUAUUGUAUUGUAUUGUAUUGCAUUUUAAUAUUCUGUUGGAAGCCGCCCAGAGCAACUGGGGAAGCCCAGCCAGAUGGGUGGGGUAUAAAUAAAUAAAUAUAAUAAUAAUAUUCAACUAGUGUCUGAAAAUAGUAAUCCAAGAUUACUGUAAUUACAGCAAUCACUGUAUAUAUGCCAUCACCAUAUUCUAGCCAUUCACUGCAGAGCACACAUGUACAUAAAUGUAUUUUCAUAAAAUCCAAAUUUAAAUGUAUAUUCAAACUCAGAUUUCAUGAAAAUACUUGUUUGUUUAGGCAAACUUUCCCUUUGCAGGACUUUCUACGUAACUACGUUUGAAGGAGCAGUAACUUUGGUUUGUCUUUUUCAGGGAGCAGGCGACAGCUUUGUGGGGGCACUGGCUUUCUACCUGGCUUACUAUCCCAACCUGCCGCUAGAAGAAAUGCUGGGGAACAGUAACUUCAUUGCGACGAUUAGUGUCCAAGCAACAGGGACACAGGCUUCCUAUCCCUAUAGAAAGGACUUGCCCCAAGACCUAUUCUAACCUGUCCACUGCACUGUCACAAUGGUGGUCCACUGAUUUUCAAUUUGUAAGAUAAUGUAUAAUUUCAACAAUUUCUACAUAUAUCUGAAAGGAGACAACUGUAUCGAACACAUUCUUAUACUUAGGUCCUGGCCCCAAUAAGGUGUGCAGGGUACCAUUCACUGGAGGGUCUUUCCAGGACGCUGUGAAAUACUUGACUUCAGAUCUGUGAAUGAGACACUCCCAUUCCUCAGUUAAGGGAUGUGAAGAGAUGCAGUUUGGUUUGAUGUUGUUAUGAUGCCUUAAUUAUAAUAAAUGUUUCACAAAAUAAUUUCUGAAGUUGUGAUCUCAAAAUGGCAAGUUUUUUUUUAAGAAUAAAACUUCUUAGGUAACUGAAUUUUCUUUGUUGGAAAACACAGCUGAUAAAUUUAGAAACAAUGUUGUUCAGUGUUUACACUGGACCUGCUAGCACAACAAAUACUUAACGAAAGGCUAGCUGACCAGGCAAUGGAGUAUUGUAGCAGCUCGCUCUGUCUGUCUGUCAAGUAUAUAUAUAUUUUUGGAAUGGCUGCUUUAGGCAAAAUUAAUUAGCUGUUCCAAAAAAAGCCUUCAAUGAAGUUGAAUUUAAUACUGGUUUCACUGGAAACAUUUUCAAGUAUGACAAGAUGCUUGGAUGUAAUUAUGUACCCAGUAAGCUGUAGCUGUAAAGGAACAUCCCCUUGAAGUUGGCUGCUGAUUAUUUGUGUGGUUGGACGCCUAAGAAAACUUUGGAAACUGUUCGACUAAGGUCCUACUAGAAUUUUUAAUAUUAUUGCUAUGUGAAACAAACAUUUCAAGACUGCAAGCAGUUCCACAGUGGUGUUGAAAUGAAACACACAGAGACAAGGGAAUUUGAUUUUUUUUAUAUAAAUUGAGAGCUGUAAAAUUAACUAUAAAUAUGUUGCUGCUUAUGAUGAUCCAUGGCUAGACACCAAAAACUUUCUUUUUCUACAUUGUUCUCUUUCACAAUGGUCUUCAAAUUACAGGAGACAGCCAUCUCAGUCCAUUUCCUCUCCUUUCUGAGAACUACGGGGCUAGCAUUUCCUCCUAUGAGUGUGCCUCAUGUAUGAAUCAAUCAUUUUUGCCAUUUGUCGUCUACAGGGAACGGACCUUUUUCAGCUCUUUGAAAAGGACACGCUGUUUAACUAUAGACAGAAAAUGAAAGAAAGUUAGUUUAGGUUUUCAAAAGGCUUUAUCAAACCUACAUACCUGACCACUGACCAGCUAAGUCAUGUGUAUCUUGCCAUGUAUCUUGCUUUUUUGGAAGCAUGAAUAAUCAACACCACAGUUUAAAAAAAACAGCAGCAGAGCAGUCAAAAAUACAGGUGGGUAUCUGUUCUUAUGAAUUAGAACACUCCAUGGGGGAAAAACAGAAUUUUACUAUUGUCUCCUUUUAAAACAAGGAAGAAAACAUAAGUCUGUGUUUACAAUUCUAGUCCAGUUUACAUCACUGACAUACUUGGGGCUGCCUCUAAAAAUGGUUUGGAAGCUUCAGCUGGUGCAAAAUUUGAAAGCCAAGUUGCUCACCAGAACAAGACGGUUUGAGAAUAUAAUGCCAAUCCUGGCUGCCAAUUAGUUUCUGGGCCCAAUUCAAAGUGCUGGUGCUAACCUAUAAAACCUUACAUACCUCAAGACCUCAAUCCCUGAGCCUCUCCCCAUAUUAACAGACCCAGACCUGCGGUCAUCAUCCGAGGCCCUUCUCUAUGUCCCCCAUCCCUGAGAGGUUCAGUGGAUGAAAAUACAAGAAUGGGUCUUUUCUCUGGUGGCUCCCCAUCUGUAGUAUGCUCUCCCCCCACCCAAGAGGUUCACCUGGUGCCAUCAUUACAUGUCUUUAGGUGCCAGGCAAAAACAUUCCUCUUUAAGCCUUUGGACAUUAAAUAAUCUAUGACUUGUUAAAUAUGGGAGGACCGUUAUUAUGAUUCUUUAAUUUUUAUGUUGUGUAUUGUUAUGCUCUGUAUUAUUAUUUUUUAUUAUGCUGCGUAAAUUAUGUUCCUAAUGUUGUACACUGCCCAGGGAUCUUCGCAUAAAGGGUGGUAUGUAAAUUAAUAAUAGUAACUUCUAAAAUAGCUUUUUCAAUUGCCUUAUAUAAGCAAUGAGACCUGCAGUUCAUUCUAGCUAAACAUACCCACAUCCUCUUCAUAUUCAUCUUUAAUGUGCAUGUUCCUAACUCUUUAAAUGCUGAGUCUAAUAUGGCCCACCGGGGCAGGGGCAGUUGCACAAGGAGCAAGGCAGAUGACCAGCUCCUGAAUUUCUAUUUACAAAGCUGAUCAAUAUUGUCUACUGUUAAUAUUUUAACUCAUUUGGAUUGUGUCACUGAAAAUCUCUCCCAGCACCACAGCAUUUUCCUAACUGUGAUAGUGAAAUGAAUGCAUUUUAACAUGUCAAUGCAAUAUCAAAAUAUGUGUAUUUAUAUGUUCCUGGACUUAUCACAUAGACAUGUGCAUCAUUAAAAAAAGAAUAACAAUGGGAAAGACGAGCUUCCAGGAGCACUUAAGGCCACUGUGUGGCUUUUAAGCUAGUAAAUAAGCUGCUGAAUUGGCCAGUUUGCUUUUUAGCCAAUAAAUAAGCUGGUGAAUACAAGUGUUCUAGACUCUUCUGUAUGCUCUUUUAUUAAGUGAAAGCUAAAAUCCUUGCAGUUUUUACAGCUUCCCUAGAGAAAAAAGGGAAGCAAUUGCACCAAUCACUUAAAACUGAAGAAUAAAAACAACUUUUAUAUUUGAAAAAGCAUCCUAUAAAAACAAGCUACUAUUUCAUAUAAAAUUUAACUUUUAUCUUUGAUAAAAAAGACUAAAAGUUAAUAUAAUUUUCAUUUCAAGCUAUCUUAUAAAGCAGCACUAGAGUUCAUGCAGUUGGGAACAGGUCUUGAUUUCAUCCACUGUUAUGUGCCACUCCACACUCUGCCACUGUCAUCCUAUACAGCUCAGAGAUUUUUUAAGAAAACACUGUGACCCAUUGUUCCUUCUAAAACUGCCAGGAUAUUUCAAGGAUGAAUGUUUGUAAUACAAUUUGAAUAUGCAUACUAUUCACAUUCAAUAAGUGGCUAAGAUAAAAUAUUUAUACCCCUUCUAAAGCAUCCCCCAACUUCUUACCUAUAGGAUCAUAUUUCAAUUUAACUAACUUUUCUUCAAGUCGGCCUCUUUUCAUGUUGAAAGCAAAACCUGUUCCUGCUUCACUCAACAUCCGCACAAGGAUAUACCUAGAACGAUAAACAAAAAGUGGAACUGCUGCCUGCCAUUUAUUCUUACUGCUUUACCUUAAUUCAUAAUAUAAUUUCUAGAGGCAUGGUUAACAAUUUUAGUUUAUUUUCCUCCUACUAAGUUUAGAUAAAGUUACAUGUUGCCAAAACUUCACUAUAAUUAUAUUUGCAAAAGAUUUUGUCUGAUAAAAUGUAAAGUACCAAUCAGUGUUAUAAAUAUU